CACAGUGCGCAAAUGCGCAUCCAACAGCACGGAGCUGCGGUAGAGAGCGUAAACACAAACGUUACCAGGCUGGAAAACGACACGUUAGGGCGAAAGAGGAAACAGCUUCUCAAGGGGAAGACAGAACCAAGGGUUAAAGUCUGUGACUCGGCAGGUAAGCCGAACUCAUCUGACGCGGGGGUGUUUCUCUGGGCCGGGGUGUGUGUCAGCGUAGCCGCCUUCCUGGCUGAGCAGAGCGGGUUUGUUGGCAGGCCCAGCCCGGCUCCUGAGCGCUGUCAUCCAGAGUGACAGCACACACUGUCUCAGAGAUACACCUUAUGUUAACUCAUCAGGACGGGACACCAAAACUGCGUUUGAAAAUCCACCAAUUUACACAACAUUUACGAAUAAACAGCUAAAUCUGAUAUUAGCCGUAUUUCACUUGUUAGAUAAGUUCACCCAUAAGUUCGAAGUUAAAAUGGAACUUUAACAGCUUCUAGUGAAAUAAAAAAUCCGCUUUUCUUACAACAGUUUUUCCCAGUUUUCAGCACUCAUUGCCUCGUCUCACAGUGUUGAUCGAGUAGGUAAACAGAUAAAGAAAUAUCCAAGUAUGAAAAUUGAUUUUUUUUCUAAAUUAGUUAAGUCUAAGUGUGUGCAUGUAAAAUUGGACAGAAUACGAGUUGAAAAUUCUGAUGAUGUAGGAACUUUAGGUCAUCUUCGCUCAUAGAAACAUAACCUUAAAACUGCAGAUUUUAAGUUAUAUUUGGUGUGACGUUUCUUUGCGGUGCCUCAGAGGCGUGCAUGCUGCUAGCUAGCUAUCUGUAACCACUUAACCAGCUGACAAGUCGGUUUGGAGCAAUUUAAGUAACUAAUUAACGGGAUACGUGUACAGUUUCUCCGUUAGAGCGCGCUUGAGGAGUCUGUUUGUCAAUUUAAAACACGGGAAGCGGUUAACAGUUGCUAAUGUUAGCAUCUGUACUUAGCUGAUCGUCUGUUGCGUUCAGGUAGCGUAAGGUUACAGCACACAGGGCCCGGCUAUUCACUGCUAAUGUGUAACCCUACGAGUCCAGCCGCCUGACACAUGGAUUCAAACAGAAUACAGACAUAAGGUAGGAUAUAAUUUUCGGGGGUUAAUGUGAUAAAACUAAGAUGGUUUCUUAACAAUCAUAUAAACUUGUUAGCAGCCGAGACUCAGUGCUCACAGACGGAGUCAUCGGGUAUUAGACUGAGCCCUGGUGCUGAUUCUCAGGGGCGUUACCUGAAUUCUUGACUAGGGUGGCCCUAUUGGGGUACCGACUCAUGCAAGGAUGGAAUGAAGUUUCAAAUGAAAAUAAGUACAAAAUGAGUAUUUUUUAUGAAACCAUAAUGCCUCCAUUGGGAAUACACUGUAAUACUGACAGUGAGCAGGGAUGUGAAAGGUUAAAAUAAGUCUUUAUUCAUACCACUGAGUGGAAAUUUGCAGUGUAACAGUGGCAAAGGAUCAGCAUGGCAAACACAGAAAAAUAAGUACAUUCAUCAUGCCCACAGUGCACAGAUAAUUAUAAUAAUUUAACUUUGACCUGUACAAAAAAUGUUAUGUACACUACAGGCCAAAAGUUUGGAAGCAAGAUCAAAUUUGUACAAAAAAAGAUCAUAAUACUUUGCAGAAAAAAAAAAAAAAACACCUUCCUCUUCUUUUUUGUCUAGGUAACCCUGACAGAGCUUGGAAGAGUGCUUAGGAUAAUUAUCUUGUUGCAAAUCAAACUUUGGACCUACAAGUUUUAGUCCAGAUGGAACUGCAUGAUGCUGGAGGGUGGAGUGGUACUGGUCCUUCUUCAUAAUACCCUUUACUUAAAACAAAUAUCCUACUCUGUCACCUGCAAAACAUCCCCAUACCAUGGCACUACCACCUCCUUGCUCUAUUGUGGGUGUUACGCAUGGUGCUUUCAGACGUUCACCAGUUUUUCUGCGGACAUAGACUCUGCGUUUGGAACCAAAUAGUUCAAACUUGCUUUCAUCCGUCCAGAGGACUUGUUUCCAGUCAUCAUGGGUCCAAUUUUUGUGAGCUUUUGCCCACUCAUAUCUUUUUUUCUUGUUCUGUGGACGAAGAAGUGUUUUUUUGCAGAUACACAACCCUCCAGACCAGCCUUUCUCAAAUGUCUUUUCACAGUUGUCAGAGAUAUGGGUUUCGACCUUGUCAUGUUGAUUUCCUCCUUUAUUUGUGGUGCUGUUUUUCGCCGAUCUCUCUUACUGAUGACAAUAAUAUGUUUAUCUUCUGCUUUUGUAGUGACCCACUUUCUUCCAGGUCUUUUUCUAUCAUCAUAACUUCCAGUUUCUUCAAGUCUCUUCAGAGUAUAGUGGACUCCUUUUUAAACACCUUUAGGCAUUUUGCAAUUUCCCUUUCAGUGUAUCUUUCUUUUCUCAAUGUACAAAUCUGUACUCUUGUUUCUUUACUCAGUUGCUUUUUUCUAGCCAUUUCUGCAAUAGUUUGUCAGAGUUUUGAACACGGGUGAGAUUUAUUGGGAUUUUUGUAUGCAGACACUCAAAAGCCAAUAAGUCAAAGUGAAUAAUGCAAAGUGAUUUGUUUUUUUACUUUUACACUGAAUUUGUGACUCUUGCUAAUCUUCUUGAAGCCCUCCCUUUCUUUUGUUGACAUUUAUUCAGCAACGUCUGGUAACAUCAAUGUAUACCUAAAGGUAAAUUGAGGAAAAUGGUGCAUAUCAAUGAAAGCAAAGUCUAGUCAUGCAAUAAAUACAUCCCAAAAUACAUUUAACUUAUCCUUUUUUAUGAAAGGCAUUGUGAACAGAAACUUAAAGUAGUUUCCAAAUGUUUGGCCUGUUUUGGUCUUGCUUCCAAACUUCUGUAGUGUACAAUAAAUGAGAAAAAAAAAAAUCUGGAUUUAUCCAAAAUCACAGAGUCUGCCCCACAGGAUCCACACAUGUGUCCAUUAGCCGAGACAUAAUGACUCAGCUGCCGAGCUGACUAAAGAGUUGUUGAAGUGCUGGUGACAUUUGAAGCAUUAAUUUAAUCAGUCGUGACGUUUUAUCUUUUAAACAAGCUCUGAUUCUUAAGAGUGAAGCUGGGCGGUUCAUUUAGGUAACACAGGCUUCAGAGCCUCAGAGCUUUGGUAUCACACACUCAUCUGUUACAAAUACAUGACACUGGAAGAGGAUCCGUCAGACUUGUAUUGCUCUUAAUUUAACUACGAUAGUUAUUAGAUUAGCAAAAUGGCUGCAUACUGUAUAAACUUACUGUAUAUACUCCCUUUUAACAAAGGAGCCAACUUUUUAAGGACUUAAAAAGAAGCCCUGGUCCAGAGUCGCAUUUUAUUUCUUCCAAAUGACCAGUAUGUAAAGUGUUGGUAUGAAGAGUACAGAUGAGCACUUGUUGGUUACUGAUGUUAAGGUUUAGUCUUAACUGAUGACAGCAACAUUACAUUGUGGUGGUCUCAUGUUGUAGAAGUCUUAAUGCUGGGUCCUCCUCAGUGUCAUGUCUUUGUCCUGGGGGUCUUAUAUGAAACAGGAUUUUUCUAGAGGCAGGUAUUUAUGUCAGAUUCUCUCUGUGAGAAACAGUGUCUUCAUUCUCAUGAAAGUCUAAUAGUCCCUCUGAAAGGCACAAGAGUGUACCUCAUCAUCCGGACUACAUUCUUGCUUAACAGCCUUAUACACCAUAACAGUGGGGUUCACUUUCUGUGUUUUCUCGCUGCUGGGAAUGUUUGUUCUUGAAUCUAUCUGCUACAGAUUUGCCAAAAUCUGUAGCAGAUUUUUUUAAUGCCAUCCUAGCCAGUGCUGGUGAGGCUAACUGAUGUUGGAUAAAUUCCCAGCAACACCAGUGAAAUUCAGCUGCAGAGAAAACAGAUGCAGUGAAAAGUCUGGAAAGAGGAACCGUGUCUGAAAACCGAAAAUGAAAGGCUUAUGUUACACUCUGAGUUUCAGUGUUGGGAACCACUGCUCUGCAUGUAAGAGGUAACAUGUCCUAUGUAAAAGUUUUCUUCCAAAAUAAGAGCUCGGUUUAAGUUAAAAAAAAAAAAAAAAAGUGUAAUGAGUUUGAGAAAAAUCAAUUGUUUGAGACAUUUAUUAGUACUACCAUUAAACAGCUGCUCCCCGAGGAAAUGAAGUAAAAGUAUCUGAAACUACUCUGGAAGCUCAGGCAGGCUGAAAAGUUCUUCUAACUGUUGUUUGUUCUCACCCUCUGGUGUCUCCCCAGCGACCAUGGUGGGCGAGCGCCGCAAUGGGAACCUGCUGGUCCAGCUCGGCCCAAAGCUGCAGGCAUAUCCAGAGGAGCUGAUCCGCCAGCGCCGCAACCACGAUGGCCAGACAGAGUACCUGAUUCGCUGGUGCCUUGUCACCAUCGAUGAUGGCUCAAGUUCAGGGGGCGGAGCCAGUGAGGCAGGAGGUACUGGCAGUGGCAGCUCUGGGGGUGGUGGGUCCAGCAGCUCCACAUCUGGAGAGAGCAAACCGGAGAACAUCCUGAUGUGGAUGUCCACUGAGGAUGUGUACGCAAACUGCCCCACCCUGCUGGGCAAAAGAAAAACUGACACACAGCGUCCCCUGCAGCAGCAGGAGAAGCAGGAUGGUGAGUCAUCAGGUGGAAGUCAGAGGAGCGGCAGCGAGUUUCCUGCAGACGUCACCUUUGAUGAGGUGGAGCUGUCAGACAUGAAGGAGGACGUGAAAAACCUGGUGCGGCGAGCCAGGAAGCAAAUGGCCAAGAAGAGCGACUUCUCAAUCAGCAUCACACACACCAUCCACGUGCUGAGCGCCUACGCCAGCAUUGGCUCGCUGGUCGGUGUCUUCAAGGAGACAGGAGCACUCAACCUGCUGAUGGAGCUGCUGUGCAACAAGGAGACACAGACCAGACGCAGCGCAGGGAAGAUGCUGAGAGCGCUUGCCUCGCAUGAUGCUGGUAAUACCAAAUGUUAUUCAUACAACAGAUAUGUCACCACCUUGGGCAUACUGCGCACUGAUUGGCUGGAAGUUGUCAGAACUAUGCAGACACUUUUAUGAAAGUAUUGGUCAGCAGUAUAAUUAUGAAUUGGUCACAAGUAUAAUUGAACUACAGGCCUGGGUCACAUGUUGUGCAUAAGCUGUAAUGCUGCUAUCUGCCACUUGCUGGAGCUAUAGGUUGUAACCAUAGGCUGUGUCUCAUUUCAGAGACCGCACCGUCGAACAGCGCAUUUGAAGCGUGCAUGAUGUCAUCACGCAGCGCAAAAGGUGUCCCAUUUGGCACGAAAUGCUAAGCGCACUUAACAUUUUUCAAGCGUGCAUUUAUGCACGCUUUUGUGCUGUUGGUAUUAGGCCUGGACGAUAUAGAAAAAAAGCAUAUCGAUAAAAAAUAAAUCAUAUUGAUCGAUAUCGAUAAUUAUAUUAAAACAUAUUUUAAUUGCAGCCCUGGAUGUUUUAUGCUAUUGCUUAAUGACCUACUUUUAAUAAAGAACACACAAGCACUGAAUUCAAAUUCAAACCUUUAUUCAACCACCUUUUUUUUUUUUUACCACAACUGAAAUUUUUUUAAAAAAGAACUUAAAAAAAGAAAGAAAUCAACAUAAGUGGCCUGAGUGACGUCAGUAAAUACUGACAAACAUAAAGACUAAAGUGACCAGAAAAUCUGAUAAAUAAAUAUUUAAAUAGUCUUUUGAUGAAAAUAAACAAAACAAACAAAUAUAUAAAUAAACAGAAUAGCUUUAGGUAGGAAUAGCAUACUACCUGUUUUAACUGUGUGAGAAACUGCCCACAGCCUGGUGUCUGAACACUGAAAUAUUUCUCCCGGGGUCGGGAGAUUUAUUUAUUUUUAAUUAUCAUGUGAUUGACUUAAUACGCAAACUAAGCACGAGAAGCAGGACUUAUCCACGCCGGUGUUGUGUCGUAGAAUGCACCCCUGCCGAAUGCACCCCCUGCUAGUAGUCAUGAUCCACAUACUCGCGUCUUUGUAAAAUAUGAGCUCAUUUUCUUCCGCUUUAAGAAGCUAAUGAGUGGACCGGAACGUAUUUCCUCCGCACCCUUCUCACCUUUUCAACCCCUGACCCAUUUUCAUGCCUGAAGCGCUGUGUUUGAGAAAUACUUGCGGCCGGGCACUUCCUAUCGCGGGUCAAGAGUGGCUAGAAGCUGUUGAAGCCAGGCUUUUUAACGGUAGUUAUUGGCAGUAUGUCCCUCGCUAUGGAGCAUGUUACUGCAUGGGUGACGUCCUUAUGCCGCUUGGACGCUUUGUCGUAUUUUGGCAAGAAACGAAGUCCAGUUUGGUCUGCUUCACUUGCUUUGUGCUGGUGCUGGCAGCGGGUCCAGAGGAUUCCUCCUCCGACGACGACGUGGAGCCGCGGCGCGGCCGACACAGCUCGUACUCCUGCGGGUGCGAUCGGUUUAGAUAGUAAAACAAGUUGGUUGUGUUACCAGACUUGGUUUUUACUAAUUCUCUGCAAAUUUUGCAAACGACCGCUGUUCACUUUUUGUCAGACUUCUAAAAACCAAAACAUUGCCAUGCUGGAGAACUACUGAGACCUUUUUCGGGACAAUUUCCUCCGCUUCUCCUUGCUGUAACAUUUUUUCUAAUACACGUGCUGUCUGUUGUGGUUGGAGAGGGGCUGGACUUGGUGCCGUAGCGUACCUGGGUCUGCGUUUGUGAUUGGUUGGGAGGAAGUAAUGACUGUAGUAAAAGCUACAUGAUAGGCUAUGAUGAAAAAGAAAGGGAAACUGUGUUUUUCUAUCGAACUUUUUAUCGACCCGUUUUUUUUCUAUCGCACCACACGUCUAUCGAUCGAUAUAUAUUGUUAUCGAAUUAUCGUCCAGCACUAGUUGGUAUCCCAGAAUUCUUUGCGUGCUGCUGCUGCACAGAUGCGCAUUUCGGGUGAGAGGCUGGACUCGCUUGGAGACGCAGCGCAUCUUUAAAGAAAAUGCAAGAAAUCCAAAACCAGCAGACAGUCAGCUCAGGCUGUAUGAGCGCAUGAUCUCUGAACUCACUAAAAUCUGCAAACCAAACAUUACAGUAUUUAGAGACGAACUGAUCCGCUCUGCUACAACAAUCAAAAACAUUAGAAAUAAGAAAGCUGACAAAACUACAGCAGAGGAUCAUUGACACAUUGAGUUUUUUUUUUUCUUUUAAGAUUUAGAGAUUAAAGUUGUAAAUUUAGGAGAAUAAAGUCAUAAAGUCAUAAAGCUGCUUUUGUGGAGGGGGAAAUGACUGAAGCUGGUCAUCUGCAGGGUUAUCUGUGGAUGUAUCAGUGGGUCAUUCAGAGAGAUUUUGUGGUUUCUGAAGAAACAAUGAAACUGAUGAUGAUCAACAUUUGUGAUCCAGAGGGAGUCGAGCUCCGACGAGCACCACGUCUCUGACACCGGCGGUAGCCUACACCUGCAGAGACACCAACACCUUAUUAUGGCAUAUGGAUUCAUAUCAUAAAUUAAAUCUCAAUGUCAUUCACGGAUAUUUACGGCUUCAUAAACUGAUAUAUCCUCAGCAUAUUCAUUUCUGCCUCCACAAAAGCAGCGAUUUCCUCCAAGUACACCUGUUUUUCUUUCCCCGUGGAAAAGACGUAUUUCUAAUAUAUUCUUUUUUUAAGUCUUUAUACUUAUGACAAUGUGAUGCUGAUGUGCCAAAGGAUGAAGUAUCUGCUUGUUUGUGAAACCUAUACUGAAACACAGUUCCUUUAAAUGCUUCAUGGCCCUAAUUUUAACAAGUCUCCUCUUGCCGCCGGUGUCACAGACGUGGUGCCCGUCGGAGCUCGACUCCCUCUGGAUCACAAAUGUUGAUCAUCAGUUGGAUUGUUUCUUCAGAAACCACAGAAGCUCUCUGAAUGACCCGCUGAUAAAUCCACAGAUAACCCUGCAGAUGACCAGCUUCAGUCAUUUCCCCCUCCACAAAAGCAGCUUUAUGACUUUAUUUACAUUAUGACUUUAUUCUCCUAAAUUUACAACUUUAAUCUCUAAAUCUUAAAAAAAAAAACUCAAUGUGUCAAUGAUCCUCUGCUGUAGUUUUGUCAGCUUUCUUAUUUCUAAUGUUUUUGAUUGUUGUAGCAGAGCAGAUCAGUUUGUCUCUAAAUCUAUAAUGUUUGGUUUACAGUUUUAAGUGAGUUCAGAGAUCAUGCGCUCAUACAGCCUGAGCUGACUGUGAGCUGUUUUUGGAUUUCUUGUAUUUUCUUUGAAGACGCGCUGCGUCUCCAAGCGAGUCCAGCCUCUCACCCAUAAAUGCACAGGUGUGCAGCGGCACGCAAAGAAUUCUGGGAUAUCAAUGGCAUGAAAGAAAAAGGGGGUGGGGGCAGUGUGGUUUUGAGACCGAAUUUGAAGUGCGCUCAGCAUUUCGUGCCAAAUGGGACACCGUUCGUGCCGUGUGAUGACCUCACGCACGCUUCAUAUGUGCCGGUCGACGUUGCGGUCUCUGAAAUGAGACACAGACAGGGUACGUAAGUCCACAUAACAGUAGAUAAUGGCAGUGCGCUCAGCUAAGCGCACUUAAGCGCGCUUAUCCUCAAGCGGUCCUUUGAAAUGAGACACAGCCAUAGACUGUAUAAAGAAUGGACAGAGUCUGCCUCCUCACUGGGUGAAGCCAGCAAAGAACAGCACCCUCUGUUGAUGGGCGGCAGUAUAGGGCAUGAAUCCCUCCUCCGCCAGCAAGGCUUAUGGAGCUGUGGACAAACUUUAGACAUUUAUUACACAGAAUAUAAAUGUUUCUCCCCCCUGCUUGUGAUGUUGACACGUAGUUAUUGUCAGACUGGUUUGUGCUCAAGUCCUCUUUUUUCUGUUAAGCUCUGUUUGUAAAAGUCAUUAGGGGGUUCAUGUUUUCUAUGAUUGACAACUGAUACAGCCUAUUGGCGUUCAGGGAUUGCGUAGCUUACCCGGGGGGAUACGCUGUUUGAGCCGAGCGUCAUCACAGCGACUCUCUGCGACUGCGUGGCCGAAUGCGUGCAUCUCUACCGUGCAGCGCUGGUUUCAGGAAAUGAAGAAAAAUCCCGGAAAUACCAAGAGCUGUUUGGCUUUAAAUCCGUAUACAGGCGGUAGGUGGAACAAAGUGGUCCAUAGUAUAUACAGUCUAUGGUUGUAACGCUGUAGUGCUCUACUGUUUGGAUGUUUAACUCAGAUGUCAGCUAGUGUCUCUCAGACAUUGUUUGUCAGUAAUUUGUUCUAGAAAAUGCAGACAAAGCUGUAUAUGAAGGCUGUGUCUGGCUAAACUAGCCUACAACCCGAGCAAAGAGUAACCAGCACAGGCAUGUUGGUAUUAACCUUUCCAGGAGGCCUGAAGGCCGCUGGAGCUAGCCCUGCUAAUGGUGGCUAUACUGCUUACCUGCAGACUCUGUGAUCCUGUAUUUAGUCGCUUCACAACAUCCUCAGAGGGAAUGUUAAUUUGUCACUUUUAUGCAUGUAAGUGCUGUGAGGCUGUACGCAUCAGGAGAGGGUUGACAGGAUGCUGAAAAUGAGCCUUUUAUUUACUUUUUCAGCAGUUAAAAGUCAUGAGUAACACAUAGGACUAUUCAAAGAAAGCAGGAUGAUUUACUUCCUUAGCACGAGCAGGAAAAAAAAUUAGCUAAGUGAUUGGUUAACACAGAAUAGAUGGAGCCAAAACCCUAACCAGGUUAACAUAAAGUUCUUAACAGCAGCUUUAACAGGCUGCAGUAUGAAAUAAAGUCAAAAUAUUCAAAUGUCCAGUUUAAAAACUGAAUAAAUGAAGUUCAGCUGGUCAGCCUGCACACACUAUGAAUAUCCAACACUGAACUUGUCAGCCAUUUGCCUCUCAUCCUGUUAACUGUGAAACUGUCUAGAGUGGAGACACAUCAGACAUCAAGCGAUGUCGAAGCUCAGUAUCUUUUAACUUUGAAGCUAAAGAUCUGGGUUCAAAUCCCCACUGCUACUUUCUUUUCCACAUUAUCAUUAUUAUUAUUAUUUUGUUACUUUCCAUCAUUCAACUAAGUGAUACUACAUUACAACUUAAACAUGGAUUAUACAAAAAAUUAGAAUAACAAAACAAAACACAAUGUGGAAAACUCAACAGUUGCUUGCUGUUCUGUUGUAACCUGCUGACCCUCUGCAGCAUCGCCCCACCAGAGAGGGUUAAGCUCAGAUGACUGUAGAUGUAGUGAAAUCCUCCUGUUGUGUCCUCUCUCUUGUUUAUUGAAGGGCUUGAGUUCAUGCAGUAAUAUGACACACUGACUUUCCAAAUUAAAUGUGUCUGAUAGAUGUCAUGUUUUUCCCUCUGCCAUGCAGUUGAGUUCAAGUUCAAGUUUUUUGGAGGUCUGACAAACUCCAACCUAAAAACUUUGCAUCUUUAUUCAUCCAUAUUUUGUUCAAUAAAUCAACUUAUCCCCUCAGUUCAACUGAAACUACAUCUGUUAAAUCCAUGUCAACUUUUCAGUCUGACUAAAAUCAACCUUCUCAUUGUCACUCCAACAUAUAGUACUUAGAUAAGGCAGUUGGUAGUAGAUUUUCUCUGUCUUGUGAACACUUGAGUCCACACCUGUGUAAAGGUUUAGACUGAAAGGUAAAUGUUUAUUAAGGCUGGUGAGAGCUGUGAUGGAAGUGUGACCAAACAUGCUGAAAGACUAAACUGCCUACUCCUAAUAAACCUGUCCUCACUCCUCUCAGCCUGCCAUGGACUAGACUAAGUUUCCUGUUUUUUUUCAAUUUGUCACAUGUGUUGAGAGAAUCCUGGGCGAGCAGCUGAGAGUUUUUCUCAUGAGUCAUCAGGGCUGCAGGGUGGAAAUACACACAAGUGUCAUCAUGAUACACACACACACCCAUUCAGGCAGAUCCUUCCCAGACAUCCUUCCUAGAUGAAUCCCUUGGAAAGUGCUGGAACUGAAGUGGGGUAUCUAAGUGAACUUGCUCAGUCUCCUGCCACCUGUCCCUUGCCAUCUGGUCCUAGAUAAGCUGCAAGGGACCAAGAAGGAUGGGUGGAUGGUUGGAUAGAUGGAUGAAUGGAUAGUUGGAUGGAUAGUUAGAUGGAUGGAUGGAUAGAAAUAUGAAGAUUAUUUAACAAAAGGUUGGUGCUGGUGCAGCUCCACAAAACCCCAAAAGCGUUUUUUUAAAGGUAAUGUGCUGAAAAAUGUCUGAUUGUCUCUUUGAAGACUCCACUAAUUUCUGUCUAUAUUUCAUCAGCUCCAUCAGAUUUUAGUCUGAAUGGACUAAACUGUCUUCCUCAACAGGAAAUGACAUCAUUUUUCUUAACAAAGAGGCCUUGUUUUUUGGUUCCCACUUCCCAGGCAACCAAGAGUCAAGAAAUAUGAUUCUUGAUCAGACUGAGGAAUUUCUGUCGGACUGAACUUUGAGUGUUCAUGACCAGGGUCUGUGUCACUCAUUCAGUCUUCAGAAGCUUUGACUCUCUGGCUGCUCUGACAGCAGCCUCAUAAAGUGACACCUGAAACCAUAAGGAGGGAACGUUUACAGAAAUAAUACGACCAGAAUCCUUCAAUUCUCAUCAGAACUCAUUCGACUUCUGAUAGUGCUCAGAGAAAGCUGUGAAUGGUAUUUCCUUCCUCAUGUUACAUUUUUUACUCUGAAUCCUCAACAGUCCUGCAGAGUAAUCUCUCCCCAACAUGUCACAUGGCUGUCUUUUUUUUGUGCGAUGCCUGCAGCUGUUGAUUAGUAGAUACAUCUGACACCAAUAGAAGAUAAGUGUGUAACAUUGACAGGUGUAGAUAGGGAUAAAUGUUGAUCACUCACUCUGUACAGACAGAGAGAGCUGAAUCCUCGCACUUUUUCACAAAGAUGCAUGAUUGAUCACGUAUCAUAGUUGUCAGAAUUUAAGCAUCUACAAGAAACACAUACUGAAAAUUUCUGAGCUGGGAGAGAUGAAUAAGGGUUUUUAAAUGUUAAUGAUGAGUGCUUCCUCCCAGCAUGUGUACAGUUUUACUCAUGUAAUUUAAAGGCCUGUGCCUUUAUUAUGAGAGGGUAGAACAGUGGAUGGAGCAGAAAACAGGGAGAGAGUAGGAAGUAACAUUUUAAAAAAGAGGUUACAUGUGAAACCCGGGCUGCUCUCUUAAGGGCUGUAGCUUCUGUACACAAGGUGUGCAACUUCACCACCAGAGACCCCAGCAUGUGUAUGUUUGACCUGUUGGACUGAGGCCUUGGUGUACUGCUUGUGAACCCUAACCCUUUAAAGUUUUUUAAUACCAUUUAAUUCCAUUCAGUGUGAAGAUUUAAAGCAGGCCCACCACUUAAGACAAGGCAUAUACAACAGACCCAGUUAGAGAUUGCUCAGCUUUCAGUUCACUGUGUUCACUGUGCUGCCUCAUUGUAGUCACUUCAGACAAAACUGACUCUUGUUUUUAGCUUUACUCCAGCAGAGGGUACUAUACCAGAGCAGCAGAGUCAGAUGAGCUCAGCUUUCAGAGCACAGUGAAUACUAAUUACUCUGACAUUUAAAAAAGUACUAGAGGAGCUUCAUUUACUCUUUAGAGACAUUUAUCUCAGUCUUUGAAGACAUCGCUCAGGUUUGAAACUGAUGCAUUUCAACCAGGUUUGACCAGGUUUCAUUGGGGAAGUGCUCAGGCUAAUAAAAAAAAUCCUAACUGUUGGUGAAGUGGCUGACCUUAAUAUCCUUAUUAUGAAAACUCACUGACAGAUAAGCAAAGAAAAUUUGAUUAAGAACAUCACAGAUUAAGUGUGCCACGAGUGUAGAUGCUGACCCAGUCAACGUCUGUCUCUCUGGCUGUCUGUCUGUCUCUAUGUCUGUCUUCAGGGAGUCGGGCCUACGUGUUGCUUUCGCUCAGCCAGCAGGAUGGUAUUGAGCAGCACAUGGACUUUGAUAACCGCUACACUCUGCUGGAGCUGUUUGCUGAAACCACGUCCUCGGAGGAGCAUGGCAUCUCUUUUGAAGGGAUUCACCUGCCUCAGGUGAAAACACGGCACUCUCCCUAUGACAAAAUUCUGACCUGAAACUGUGAAACUGGGUUUUAAAAUGUUCAUCCACCCAAUUCCAAAACUCCUUUUGUUGAACCUUUGUUUGUCCAUAUUUUCAAUAAUAAUAAUGAUAAUGUUGAUAAUUAUCAUAAAAGUACACUUUUCAAAGAGACAAAGUAAGACAGAAAAAAUAAAGGCCAACAUAAGGUUUAUUUUGACCAAAUGGUCCUGGACUUUUUUUGAAGAGGAUCCAUCAGGGAAGGGAACCAGGUAGUGACAUGAGAACUGGACACAAUGGGGACUUGUUUCUGUCUGCAUUUGCGCCAUCACCACCACAGGGAUGAUUAGUUUGAACCUUUGAGUGAGGUUAGCUAGGCAAUGGUUGUUUGAGUGACGUCACUGGUGAAUGUUGUUGUGUGUUUAUGUUUAUGAAUAGAACUGAGUCUGAAAAGAGACAUGAACACUUCAGUACCUCUGUCUUUGCUCAGAUUCCAGGGAAACUGCUGUUCUCUCUGGUGAAGCGUUACCUGUGCGUCACAUCUCUGAUGGACAAACUCAGCACAGCCGGGGUGGAGUCUAACUCUGACCGGCAGGAUGCUAGCCCCUCUCCCGCCUCCUCCUCCAGCACCCUCCAUCAGACUGAUCACCUCCGCAUCCAAAGAGAGUUUGACUUCACCAUGGCCAUGGCAAACCUGAUCUCAGAGCUGGUCCGUGUCAUGGGCUGGGACCGGAACAGGCAGCCACUGGACAGUUCUGUCCAUCGCCAAGGUUCGGGUGGUAUCUCUGGGGAAGAGCAGGGAGAGGAAUCUCGCCCCGUCCUUCGAUCCAUUUUCCAGCCUCGCUUUUGUGCCUCACCUGUUGUCCUUGCCAGCAGCUCUGCUGUAGCUGCUCCCACCACCACACAACCGAAGAAGAAGACAGGAAAUGGAUACAAGACUCGCUCUGACUUUGCCAGCCGCUCUGCCUAUGUGGAAUACGUCCAGGACAACCUGAAGAGUGGCAUGAUGGUCCGCAUGCUCGAGGACUACGAGGAAGUGAGCGCUGGAGAUGAAGGAGAGUUUCGGUACAGCAAUGAUGGCUCGCCACCUGUUCAGGUGAGUACAGGACGUUGGUGCCAACUCUUUUAUUUGGAUCUGUUGGAGACAGAAACAGGGACAGUGUGAAAUGAAAAUGUGGGUGGAAAAAAAUAAACCUGCCUGUCUCCAAGAAAUAGAAAUCAUACAACAUACCGGACAGAACAUGUAGAAAGAUGUCCUGCUCUAAACAGGUUUAGAUGUUUGAGUGAAUCCCUGUUUAUAAACAUGGCUUCAGGACAUUUAAGACUGCUCAAAGAAGCAGCUCAAAGAAGAACAUUUAUGAUCAUUACUUUAUCAUUUCCAUGAAGUAAUAAUCACCAUAUUAAUUAUUUUGCACUGCAAACGCGGUAGUUCUUCUGCCUCAGUGUCUCGGUCUGAUUGCAUUUCCAUUAAGAAGUGAUCAGAAAUGUUCUUCCUUGAGCUGCGUCACCUCGCUGUAGAUGGUGAUGUACUCAUCUGAGAUCUUCGUACAAACAAGCGGCUGCUGGAAGAGAGUAGGUGAGUUGUGUUUAGUCUCUUUGCUAAAGAAACCAGGCAAAGUUAAAAAGAUGUUUGGUGGCUAGUGCUAUGGCUGGGACCCUAUAUGUACUGUUGAUGAAGUUAGGUGCUGCUCUGAGCAUUAUUUGUGGCUAUAGAGUUGCUUUUUGUUUGAGCGUGUGGCUCUCUGGACCGCUGUGUUUAGCUAUCUUGCGGGCAUUACCAAAGUUGGUAUAGCUAGAGAAGCAAGAGGUCGGCAACAUUAAUCUCUUGACAGGGUGUCUUACUCAGUGUUACAAUGUGUUUGACUCUAAAUUAAUUUUACGCCGCAAUAUUCCUUUAACAGAGUUACUGCAGGAGUGUGACCCUGCAGGGCUGCCAUGGCCCCUACAGAGUGCAUCCUCAAUAGCCAUACAUUUCUAUGAGGUUUGCAUUGUUUUUUUUUUAUUUCUCUCCUUUUCUCCAUGUCCUUCAGGUGUACUGGAAUGCCCUGUGCAGGACUUACUGGGUCCACUGGCACAUGGUGGAGAUACUGGGCAGUGGCAGCAGCAGUCAGGCUGAAAAGGAGACACAGGAAAAGGCCUCCACCCUUACAGAGACCCUCAAACUCACAGCAGGUAGAAACCUCAUCAGACACCUUGAAUGGUGUCUGUCUUUGUCAUCAUUGCCAUCUUAUAUGACAGACACAAGAAUCCAUACAAAACACAUGCAAAAACAAAAAUGACAGAUCAGAUAACGAGGUAAAAUCAAGCAACUGACACGCAGAAAACCUCAAAUAUUACCAGAGACGGGCCAGUGUCUCUACAGGGAUGAUUAGUAUCUUUUAAAACUAAGACUGGGAUCAGUAAGCAACACUAUUCUGAGAGUCUUUUAACCUGCAAACUAACAUAUAUGUCAGACUUCUCAAAUGAGCCACAAGAGUAAAAUCUCCUGCUUUGGAGAACAGCGCACUCACACAAACCCAACAAUUUUUUUAAAAUAAUAUCCUUGAAGCAUUCUCUUAAGCAACAUGAUGCCUUUGUAGGCUUGCUUUUUUACACCUAACCCACAAGGGGGCAGUGAGAGCUCAUGGAGAAGAGCAUGUAGCAUGUGGGAUAAUCUGUCCAAGUCGUCAUCACACCAGUGUGAUGAUCUUUAAUAAAGUGUCCUAAAUAUUUGUUUUACUGCUGAACUUUAGCACCUACACUGACAGGUGAAAGCUUGGAAGGUUGAGAUUCUUGUCCUCUUGAAUUCUGCCUGUCAAUACAGUACUUUUUUUAAUCAAUCUACUUUUUUAUUUUGACAUUAUAUUAUACACCGUAUCUUCCUCUAUAAUCAGUAAAAACUCUGAUUGGCAUACCUGUAAGCCAAAAUCCUUACACUAUAAUUAGUGUCCUCAAUUUAUUAAAAAUGUUUCUUUUUUUCAAUGAUUGACACAAUCAGAAGACAUCAAUAGAUCCUAGGACAGAGAAAUUAAUCCUUCUGUAAACCGCGGCAGAUUCUUUGAGGGCAUAUACACUACACUAAGAUCAUAACCAUGAUUGGAUUUAAAGCCGAAUAGAUAAUCUGUGUUACCAAUAUGCCAAUAUGCUAUAAUAAAAUCCUCUCCAGAACCUUUGAUCUUGGACCUUGGAAAGUAGAAUAGGCCAGUAAUGAUUAAAACUCCCCAUCUUGCCAGCUUUGUCUCCAAUGACUGGUACCAAAUGCCAGUCAUUAAAGACAAAGCUGGUCUCCACCUCCUGUGACCUUAGGAGGUGUAAAAAUGUCCUCCUGUGCUCCCUCAGUGAGUCAGACGUUCUUCUCCAAGCCCCCCGGAGGAUUGUACUCACUGCCGUACCUCUCAGAGGGUCUCCAGACAGAGCCACUGGCUCUGAGUCGGGCUGAGUGGUGGGAGAUCCUUUUCUUCAUCAAGAAGCUGGAACCAAAGCAGCAGCAGGAGAUCAACAGCAUCCUGCUGCAGAGCCUCGAUGACCAGGUGAGGAACACAUGCAAGAAGCAGAAGAGCAGCUGGAAUCAUAAUGUAGAUCCUCUUCAAACAUGUUGGUAUAGAAUACCUAAGAGAAGGUCUAUUCAUUCCUUAAACCUUUCAACCAUAACUUUUGAUCAGUUUAUGAAUGAUCCUGUUUUCCUUGCAAAUCAAAAUUGGACACUGCUAUAUUUGAAGACAAUAAACAGGGGUGGAGUGGUUGAUGAGUGGAAGAUUUGAUCCUGAGACUAUAAGAGAAGUGUCUGAACAUUUACUGUGUAUUUGAGGGAACAUUAAAAAGGUUCUUCAGGUUUUAUUUCUCAAGUUAAAGUUCCUCACACCUUUCAAGUCCCCAGGGUUCCCAGGCCCACUGGAGAACCUGGGAAACAUCUGACCAGUUUCCAGUCAUCGAAGAGAGAUGAAGGAUGAGAAAAAAACUGCUUGACCUUGAAGAUCUUGUGCUUUCUUAAAGGGUGAAACAGGGCUCCUGUUAGGUCAGAGUUCCUCAAAAUAGAUGAGACUGUUAUGUGAAAAAGGGAAACAGUGUUGAGGAUCAUGUCAAACAAGGCAAGACUAGGCCACACUUCACUCAGUAACAGCUGCAGUCUUACCAACUUGAGCAGCUGACGCCUCCACGAUGUAAGAAAUCUUGUAAGUGAAUAAUGUCAGACUGGUCAGCAGAUCAUGUUCAGUUGUUUAAGCCGGUCAGAUAGCUAGUUUGUUUCAUGUGCAGAAAUUCAAAGGUUUCAUAGGUGUGUUCAGUAUUGUGUUUAAACUAUGAACCACAUAAAAACCCUGGCAGUGGUGUUUUUUUGUCCUUUGCUAGCAUUUUUAUCUAUAGAAGAGUAUAGUUGAAUCUUGCUCCUGACAUUAAUAUUAGUCAUGUUCUGGAUUUUAUAGCAUAACACAGUGGAUUCUCCACCAACUCAAACAUGUUGCUGGCUCAGAGAACCAUGGAUGGUCAUGAGUGGAAUAAAGUGAAAUGUUCACUCAAGUUUAAUUUCUCACUUGCAAUAUAUUCAUGUGGUUGAAUAAAGGAAUAUUAACACUUGGAAAUGACCUGGAAAUUCCUGGAAAAUGAUUAGUAUAGAAACUUGUGAAUCAGGGUCUCGCAUAAGUCUGAAGGUCUUAAAAGGCACACGGUUUUGUCUUCUCAAAGUAAAGGACUCUUCAGGGGAAAAGCCUUCAGUCCAAAACUAAAACCACUUUACUGGGUUACCAAUCCAUGAAGCAACUAUUAUAAACUGUCAGUGAAGUCAGAUUGACAGAGUCAUCCGGGAUUAUUUGUGUAUAUGGCUGUCUGUAUGUCUCUCUCACUCUUGUCUUCUGUCUGUCUCUUUGUCCUGUCUGUCCUUAGGAGGCAGAGCUGGAUGACUGGUCUCUGAUUGGUCUGAGUGUUCCUGGAGACUUGGCAAAGAAGCUGUUGCACUACCUGAAGCAGAAGCUGCCUUCCUCAUGUCUGAGCGACCUGCUGUGCUCUCACACCUUCUGCAAACACUACCUGAGGAGAGGAGGGGGGAGUCUGGAGGAUGAGGAUCUGCUGGGUGAGGACACAGAGCGCUUGGUGUUUGUGAUGAAGCCUGUCUCACUCUGACUCUUAUUCUGCUUUCUUUUCCAGCUGAAAGCUCUCUUGGCUCCUCUGGCUUGGGAGGAGGGGGGGCAGGAGGACCCAGCUCCUCCUCCUCAUCCUCCGCCUCAGUCUCCUCUUCCUCAGCCAUGGGAUCCGUCUCUAAGAAAGCAAAGAAGGAACUUCCUGCCGAUUCCGGCUGUGGCAGCCCAGAGACAGAGAGCGAGCUACCAUCAGAGGAUGACAGUAAAUACCCUGAUGACCUGGAGGACAAGAUUAAAGGUGAGAGAUGGGUGUCCACUGAUCAACAGGAGGGACACUGGUCUGCAGGAAAUCCAGUGAUACAGCUGCAGGUGUUAAAGGUGAGCAGGUGAGGGCAUGCUGACUGUCUGUCAUGUCCUCUCUGCAGUGUUUAACAACCCUCGGGUCCAGGGGAAGAAGACCAUGCUGGAGAAGCUGGGGGAGGUGGUAGACAUCCUAAAGAAGGGAGGGGCAGGCUCAGACCAGGCCCAGCAGCUGGCAGCCGUCCUCUUCAUUACCAGGCUUCUGGAGGAGAAGGGCGGCCAGGAGAAGAACUCCAUGAGGAGUGAGUCCGCCCAGACUGUACGGUAAGAGAGCUCUGCAGAACGGUAAUACCAGAAUGUGUGAAAUGGAGACUUUCUAUUGUUUUGACGUGUGUGUGUGUGUUGUGAUUGUCGGAACUUCGCAGUGAAUUUUUUCACUUGUAUUCUCUGUAAAAAGGACAAAUGAGUUGCACCAUCGUUGUGCACCUGAUGUGUAUUAAUACUUUUAUUGCAGUGUGUAUGGAAUCAGAGAUGAAAUGAGGGGACAUCAGAGAUGACAUGUCUGAUGAAAGAGCUCAAGUUUAGUGAAGCUGCUGUAUCAUUUUUGUCAUCUUCUCAUGAAUAUAGUUUUCAAAUAACCUCAUGAAGGAUUUGUUUGUGCCAGACUGAGGGUAAGCAGAGUCUUUCGAGAGUCCCACUCUGCCUAGGGCUAUGUCUAGGGCUGCAGGAUUAUGUCAAAAACCAUCAUUACUAUUAUUUUUUGACCACAAUAAGUAAGAAGAGUUACUCAUGAUUUGACAUCUGCAUCCCAUGCAUUCAUGCAGCUUAAACCGUCUUCAAACUUAAAAACUCUUCAUUCUUAAAAAAGUGUUUUCAGGACUGGACAGUGCGACGGUUUCACUCACAUUUGUGACUAAAAAUGGAUGUGUGCGAAUUGUAAAAUGUAUUUAGGGGCACAUGUGCACAUAAAAAAAAUCAGGCGAGGCAACAAAUGUUUUUCAUGUAAAUACCGCAGUGAAGUUAGUUUUAGGUUGGAUAUUCAACGGAUGUUCACUGCGGAUCUUCCAGUGUCUUCUCACUCUCCAUAACUGGGAAUAGCAACAGCAGCGCGGUUAAAUCUACUUGAAUAAGGGACCAUCAAUAAAUUACUGGUUGAUGCUCUCAAAAAAGGCUGUUUCCCUUCAAUAGCUUCCAUGUCAUGUGUCCAACUGACCUAAAAUUGAUUUUAAGUAAUAGUACUAAUGUCGAUCAAUAAAUAGAGUUGGGUAUCGUUUGAUUUUAAUGGUUCCCGUUCCGAUUCUGAUUCCGAUUCCUUGUUUUGAUUCCGGUUCCUAACGGUUCUCUAUUUCGAUUCUGUUAAAAGGUUAAAAUGGUUUAAAUGAGGGUGCUAACCGUAGUUCUUUUUGGAUGAAAUUUCUGAACUUCUCCAUGAAUUUUUAAAUUGUAUUAACUUUUUAAGAACUUUACAAUGAAUUUCUCACAGGGUUAUUUUCAACCAGUAUAUAAAUAUCAGUUUUUGUUGUCAGGUCGUUUGUCUAUGAAAAAGAACAAGGGCUAACGUUAUUAUACGAUAUUUAAGUUGACCAACUGUACACAGUACAAUUUGUUUGCGCUUCAAAGUUAGCAGAAGACAGAAGUAAUUUAUUGUUUCACUUAUCUGAUUCUGGCUGGUUAGCAGAAGACCGGCAAAGCGCAUCAAAGACGGGCACUCGGGUAUUUCUCCUCCAUGAAUCCUGAGGUGUUUAAUCAUGUUGGUCGUGCACCCUCCUUUGCAUGAUAAAACUGUGUUGCUAAUGUUGCACUGAGAUAGGAGUUCAUUCUUCUUGCUAAAGUCAGCCAAACCUUUGACCGGAGCAGCUGUAGGUUGCAAUGCACUCUCUCUCUCCGUCUCUCUUCUCUCCUUUUUCUGUGGCUUCGUCUCAUAGGCUUAGUCCUCGUUGUUGUUCGGUGGCUUCUUCUUUGUUGGUGUUUAGAGGCGUCUUCCUCGUUGGUGUUCAGCUGCUAUUUCUUCAGGUCGACAGACUCCGGCAUCGAAAAUUUUAAUCAAAAUUUUAAAAUUUGAAUGGUUCCGGGAGAAUUGGAAUGUUAGUCCAAGUCCUCAUCGCUGCUCGAUGCCCAACCCUACUAAUAAGACACAAAUUAUUUGAUCAAUUUUCAUUGUGCUCUUCACGUUCUUUGUGUGCUCCUUACUUUUUUAACUUAGGAGCACAUGUGCUCCAUGUGAAAAAGUAAGUGUCAAGCCCUGUUUUUUUCUUUUCUGAGAGGGAUCACGCAUCAUUUUUCACCUCACUUUAAUAGGGCGCUCACACCAAGCGUGAGUAAAAUCAUCUACUCGCUUACUUGGCGCGAAUCUAGAUACGUGAAUGAAUAGUAUUUACUUGCUUCAUUCAUGCAUCAACCAUAAUUUCUAUGGUAAUCCCUGCCAAUUCAACCUGCGGAAUCAAGUGAUCGACAAAGGUUGUUUUACUAUUGACCAGGUAAUCCGACCACCUCACUCACUUGCCUCCAGACAAGCUCCUUUUUAUUCUGGUUUCGGUAAUUUAGGCUGUAUUGACUGAGCAAGAUCGUGUUGGUUCGUUCCACUUCAGUGGGGCAACAUAAACUGUGAUUCAUAAAAUAGCUCUAUUGAUAGUAAGUAAUAAAAAAAAUAUCUACUCAUGCCAUCCUGUCGAUUUUUAGUAAUCAGUGUUUCAGUGUUGAACUAUUUCCUUUCUGCGGCGUAGUGAUACUUGCACACGCGCAAUCGAAUAUGCAGAGGGGUGAAGCGAUUUUUGUCACGUGAACCAAUAGGAGCCGAGUCUCGUUGCCAUAGUAUCAGAAAUACACAAACAUGGCGACGAACGCAUCUAGCAGCGAGACAAGUGAAGAGGAAGAAAAGAAAAAGAAAUCAGCCUUCAAAAGUGCAUAAAAAGGAGCAAAACAAUGCUAUACAUCUAUCAUCUGUCCAGAGUGAAGACGUUCUCGACUUUACAAGGACACGUUGGGAAACUUACAGAACAUGUAUUAGAAAAUGGCUUUCUCUACAGGGUGAGACAAAGGACCUUGCAGAAACUUGUAAAUAUUGCGUUGAUAUCGACUUUGACAAUGUUCCUUAUGAUGCUGGGUUUCACAUGACAUGCUACCAGCGAUUUAUUUGCAAACGGCGUUUGAGGAACAAGAACGGGAUGCAGCUGGGGUCAGUCAAACCCCUCAGGCAGCAUCGCCAAUUCAUCCACGUCCACGGCAUCUGAAACUCCGCAAAAGAAACUUUGUUCGAGGUUAUAGGCUGUAUUGGGACAAAGGAAAAAGUGCCUAGAAAGUGAAUUUCGUUCCACUACGCUGGUGCUACUUGUUCAAUGCAUUUUUGCAUAGACAAUACCAUUCUGGACUUUGGGUUAAAAUAUCUUCUCAGACUAUCUGUCCGACUUUUGUCACCAGCCAGAAAUGUACAUACAUGUGAGCAACACAAAAAACAAUUAGAGGGUGCUGCUGUUUUUGCUUGUAGAAACUGCUAUGUUGAUUCUGGCAAGACAAAAUCUUUCUCAAAUGUCAAAAAUACAUCUACCUAACAUCUGAAAGAGUUAUUGGUGCCUUAGUAUACGCAUAAGUGAAUUCAGAUUAUAAAAUGUAGCAAAUUUCUUGAAGAAAACGUCUCAACUCAAGUGAUUCGCACCCAGCACAAUGAAAUAUAUACAGUAAAUUUAGCUAAAAGCUUAUGUUUCAUACAUAAAAAUGACACAACCUACUGUGUAAUAAAAGCAAUAAAAUAUGAACAGCACAUCAUGGCCAUAAAUGGCUGAAAGUCAAUCACAUUGCUACCACGCCCCCCAAAAUUGUAAUAAUGGAAAAAAUGUAACAAGACAAAAAUAAAUGCACUAAAGGUCUGAAUUAAUUGAAAAUAUGGUAUAAAACAUUUAUUCAAGUAUCACAGUGUCAAAACAUCUGACUUUUAUUUAGUCUUACAAGAACAUCGUUCAGUCUCACAUUUGGUUGUCUUGCAACUACAGUGGACUGUCUGCAAAACACUAUAAGGGGCAGGAUUUGUGAAGAAAGUGUGAAGGGGCACACAUUUUUCCAGUCAGAGAAUGUUUCAUCACAGCUGCUUGGUAGUUUGCUCUCACGCAGUGUUGGUACAGGGCGUCACUUGUUGGGGGAAUGGACAGUUCUGGCAAAGCUGACGAGGCCAUGCAGAAAGAUUUGUAUCUGGCAUCAUUUACAUUUUUGGCAGAUGACUGGCCAUACAGGUGGCACAUAUAAUUACUCAGCGUGUUAAAGGUGUUCGUCAAGGUUAAAACUGUUGCCCAGAUUUGCAAACCCAGUCAGGUAUUCUUCUUUCUGACAAGCAACAGAAAAUGUUUUUCUUUUGCCCUUGCCAUGAAAUGCACUGGUCGAGUCACAACCUGUGAAUGUAUGGAUGUUCUUGUAUGUCUGCAAGACUAUCUUGUACAGAUUUAUGUUGGUGCCAAGCAUGUGAGAAUGCUUCAAAGGGAACAGAAGAAAGAGCUGUAUGGGAUGAUGACUCUGAUUAAAGUGAUAGUGAUGCGUAAUAUAUGCAACAUGUACAAUUUGUUUUGUUUAAAGGAUUGCUACACCAAGAUUUGAGAUUUUUAUUAUUUUUAUAUUUGUUCUACAUUUGUCUGUGUUUGUGUUUUGAUCUUUAUUUUCAUAUUCUGAAGGGACUGAUAAGUGUCAGAUGUUUUGACACUGUGAUACUUGAAUAAAUGUUUUAUACCAUAUUUUGAAUUAAUUCAGACCUUUUGUGCAUUUAUUUUUGUCUUGUUACAUUUUUUCCAUUAUUCCAAUUUUAGGGGACGUGGUAGCAAUUUGAUUGACUUUCAGCUAUUUAUGGCCUAAUGUGCUGUUUACAUUUUAUUGCUUUUAUUACACAGUAGGUUGUGUCAUUUUUAUGUAUGAAACAUACUGUAUAUAUUUCAUUGUGCUGGGUUCAAGUCACUUGAGUUGAGACGUUUUCUUCAAGAAAUUUGCUACAUUUCAUAAUCUGAAUUCACUUUUGCGUAUACUAAGGCACCAAUAACUGUUUCAGAUGUUAGGUAGAUGUAUUUUUGACAUUUGAGAAAGAUUUUGUCUUGCCAGAAUCAACAUAGCAGUUUCUACAAGCAAAAACAGCAGCACCAUAUAAUUGCUUUUUGAGUUACUCACAUAUAUGUACAUUUCUGGCUGGUGACAAAAGUCGGACAGAUAGUCUGAGUAGAUAUUUUAACCCAAAGUCCAGAAUGGUAUUGUCUAUGCAAAAAUGCAUUGAACAAGUAGCACCAGCGUAGUGGAACGAAAUUCACUUUCUAGGCACUUUUUCCUUUGUCCCAAUACAGCCUAUAACCUCGAGCAAAGUUUCUUUCGCGGAGUUUCAGAUGCCGUGGACGUGGAUGAAUCGGCGAUGCUGCCUGAGGGGUUUGACUGACUCACGGCUGCAUCACGUUCUUGUUUCUCAAACGCCUCUUGCAAAUAAAUCGCUGGUAGCAUGUCAUGUGAAACCCAGCGUCGUCAGGAACAUUGUCAAAGUCGAUAUCAACGCAAUGUUUAUAAGUUUCUGCAAGGUCCUUUGUCUCACCCUGUAGAGAAAGCCACUUUCUAAUACUAGUUCUGUUAGUUUCCCAAAGUGUCCAUGUAAAGUCGCGAACGUCUUCACUCUGGACAGAUGAUAGAUGCAUAUAGCAUCGUUUUGCUCCUUUUUUAUGCACUUUUGAAGGCUGAUUUCUUUUUUCUUUCUCUUUUCUUCCUCUUCACUUGUCUCGCUGCUAGAUGCGUUCGUCGCCAUGUUCGUGUAUUUCUGAUACUAUGGCAACGAGACUCGGCUCCUAUUGGUCCACGUGACAAAAAUCGCUUCACCCCUCUGCAUAUUCGAUUGCGCGUGUGCAAGUAUAACUACGCCGCAGAAAGGAAAUAGUCCGACACCGAAACACUGAUUACUAAAAAUUGACAGGAUGGCAUGAGUAGAUAUUUUUUUUAGUACUUACUAUCAAUAGAGCUAUUUUAUGAAUCACAGUUUAUGUUGCCCCACUGAAGUGGAACGAGAUUCACUUUCUAAGCACUUUUUCCUCUGUCCCAAUACAGCCUAAUUGAAAGAAAAGGUAACAUAUAAUUCAGGGCUCCCACACACCAACACGAUCAGUUUCUCUUCCAAUUUAGAUAGCAGUGAACAACCGUCAGUUUUCAUUCGUCACCCGGCAACCUUUGCACUGAUUGGUUAUCGCAACACAAACAUCCACUCAAUUUGAGACUUUUCAGCUCCUGCCUAAUUCACGUCAUAUUUGCCAAUGUUUGUGCGAAUGAUUUUACUCUUGCUUGGUGUGUGGAGACAGUAAGAGUUUUGUUCAAUUUUGUUGACUCGCCAUAUUAUUAAUCAGAUUUCACUUUACAGUGUGACAUUAAAGAUUAAAGGAUUUGAGCUCUUUUACCUCUUUGACUUAAUCCCAGGCUGCAGAUCAGACAAAUCAAAUGUCCCUAAGAUACUUUGACACAAACUGACACACACUCCUGCCUCCUCUCACUGCUUUCCUCCUUCUGCUCCUCCCUCUGCUCCUCUUCCUGCUUUCCUCCUUCUGCUCCUCUUCCUGCUCUUCUUUCUUCUCCUCCCACUCCUCUCUCUGCCCUCUUUCCCCUCCUGCCUUGCUCCUGUAAUUAAAAUAUAAAUCCAUCAUUGCACAGCUUCAUCAUGUUUUCCACACCUUCUCAGAACUUAAGUUUCUUGUUUCUGUCUCUGACAGGGACAAGGUGCUCAAGCUGCUGGUGGAGCUGCUGUCCUCAUCCUCCAGAGACCUUGUGAUCAGUACACUGAGACUCACUCACCUCAUCAUGCUCAAAUACGAGUGGAGGGUGUCCUUCGCCUCUGAGGGAGGGGUCAAAGCUGUUCUGUCCUGCAUGCAGGAGUUCUCCAAUGUCACUCAAGUCCAGCAGCUGUCGCUCGCUGUGAGAAACCCUCCUUGAAACAGGCUUUAAAAUCUAGAGAUACUAAACAAUAAGUGGAUGCCUCCAAUAGUACACAUAGUACUCCAUUUGGAUGAGAUUUUAUUUCCUACUGAAAAAAUUCACAGAAACACUAUGGAUGAAGAAUUUCUUCCUGUUUAAAAUAUGACAGACACUGACACCAAGCUUGUUGUGUUGAGAUUGAUGCCUUAUGGUAAACUUUGGCUACUCUGUUUUUUGUUUUUUUUAAUGUUAUUACUGCAGUUAAAAAGAGUGGAAUCAAGGAUAUCUGUAUGCUCCUGUGGUCUCAUAAGAGUAUCUGUCAGAAGUUAACCCUCGGUUCCUGGUAAUUUUAAGCUCCAUCCAGCCUACUUUGUCUCCAAAACGGACAUGCAGAUAGGUGUUAAUGAAAUAAUCGUGUUUUUUUUACUUUUUUUGACUCAAAUAUCUCAAACAAUUUCAGCCCUAACCAUUAAAAAAAUAAUGAUUAUGUAUUACCCUUUUUAUGCCAGUUAUUGUGCACCAUGUCAUAAGACUUGGAUUUAUUGAAAGAGUGUGCAUUCUAAACAGGUGUGUCUAUUGGAGUGGAAAAACACAUAAAUUUUACCUGCUAUUCUGGAGCCUCGUCCUUUACCAAAUCAAAUGCGAUCGAAUUCGCUUAAUCAUGUUAAAUUAAUUUUAUGUGUGGGCAUAUCAAAUCUGAAGAUGUAUGUAAGAUAGGAAUCAUUUACAAGUGCUUAUCCACCUCCAACAAAAAUAUGAUCACGAUUAUGCUGAUUACGCGCAUAAAUUUUUUUACUGCAUAUUAGAGAUGUAAUGUAUAUUCUCACCUAUUAAUCCAAAGGACCUGUGAAUCCUCAUGCAUGUCCAUCCACUUGUUAUGAAGUGAGGCCAAAGUUGAAAAUGUCAAAAUGUCCCCCUCUCUUAGUCCCACACUGCAGAACUUUGAUGUCGCAUUUUCGACUAUAAAAACUCUGCUCACGGCAUUAGUCAGUUAUAGACAUGAACUAAGAUUUGCACCCGUGCACACACGCAGGAGCACACAAACUUUUUCUUACACAAGUAGCCCACUCUUAGACAUCCAUAUCUUGUGGCAUGCAUAGUUUCAUUCAAUUGUGAUAAUGUUUAGUGUAUGAAAUAGCACUUCAAACACUCUGAUUCCAUGAAUAAAGACUUUCAUGUGCAGCACUGAAGGGGUUAAAAUUAUGUGCUGGCACAAUCUGUCGUAUCAUUGUAAAAAAGUAAAAUUUAGAGCUCUGGUGAUUGAGUGACUGCAGAAAAAGGUUGCAAUAUGUUGUUAUGGUGCCAUAAACACAUGGUCACAAAAACGCGUUUUUAGUGGAAGUCUGUUGUCCGUUUCAUGGACAAAGUAGGCUGGAUGGAGCUAAAAUGUGGCAACAGAGUUCUAUAGAGGACACUUUUUUAGGGAAAAAUAAGAACUCUCACCAAAUAUAAUGCCACAAUCUUUAAAAAUGUGACUGUCAGCUCAAAAGAAAGAUGAAAAAAAUGACAAGUGUCAGCUCCCUGUGAACCUGUGUGAUUGUUGUUUCUGUUUCUUGUCAGACUCUGAAGGUGAUCACUGGAGCCAGUAAACACGACCUGCGCAGUGUCGGCAGCAGCCUUCCCCUGUCCGAGUCCGGCACUCAGAUGAUGUUAGAGAUUUUCGCCAGCAUUGGCUCGGCCACGCCUGAAGGCUCUAAAGGCCUACUGGGGGCCAUCCCUGCUGCGAUCGAUCUUAUGCUCAAGACGAAAGGGUGAGUGGCUGCAGCAGGUUCAGGUUUUAUUUAACCCUGAGGGUGUGACUCUGAUCAUUGAUUCUCUGUGCAGCUGUAUGCUGUCAGUGCGGAACGGCCUGCUCGUCAUUAUAAUGCUCAUCUCAAACCACAAGAGUCUGGCAGAGCAGCUGGUGGCCUGUGAUGUAACAACGGUCCUCAAAAAGUGUUUGACUCUGUCCAGAGCCGAGACCAUGCUGGCCAUCAUCGCCCUCAACCACAUCUCCAUGGUGCACAAGCUGGAGAGCAAAGGUACCCUGAGGUCUCUGUCCAUAUGACUGGGUGGCUCAUUCCUGGUGUUCCUACACAUGCCCAUGCACCGACUAUUUUGCCAGCCUUUUAGGUUAAACCUGAAUGUGCAGAAGAGAAAGAAAUCCAAAGAUUUUAGUGGAAGACGUACGAAAGGAGCUGAUGACAGCCUGAAGUGCAGAAUCAGUGAAGGCUGCUACAGAAAAAAUGAUACAUUUGACUGCUGCUAGGUUAACCCUUGUGUGUGUGUGUGUGUGUGUGUGUGUGUGUGUGUGUGUGUGUGUGUGUGUGUGUGUGUGUGUGUGUGUGUGUGUGUGUGUGUGUGUGUGUGUGUGUGUGUGUGUGUGUGUGGUCAGAGUGCCGGGAGCAGCUGGACUAUAAGGACAUGGAGCUGCAAAUGUUAGUGGUCAGUCUGAAGGAGCUGACAGCCACUAAAGAGGUGAUUCAGACUCUGGAGCAGCUGCUGUGUGAAGACACCUCACAGCUGGAGGAGAAACGCAGCCAGGUACACAAACAUACACACACAUAUUGGCCCUCAUUUAUCAAGCUUGCACAGAUCUGAGCGCACAUCUGAGCGCAGGAUUCAUCGUACGAUAGGACACACGUGAGAUUUAUGAAAGGGUUCGUAUCUGACCAAUCCCAGCGGACGUAUGAUCGGGUCUUGAUAAAUGCAGCGGCUGAAAUCGAUCGUCAUUAACAUAUUUACGCCCUUAAAUAUCUGUGGUUCAGGAGCCUCGCCCACUGAGGUCAAACCAUAGACUGUAUAUACUAUGGACAACCUGGUUCCGCCUACCGCCUGUAUACUGAUUUGAAGCCAAAAAGCUCUCGGUAUUUCCGGGAUUUUUCUUCAUUUCCUGAAACCAGCGCUGUGCAGUAGCGUUGUGCGCAUUCGGCCACGCAGCCGCAGAGAGUCACUGUGAUGACACUCGGCUCAAACAGCGUAUCCCCCGGGAGAGCUACUCAAUCCCUGAACGCUCAUAGGCUGUAUCAGGUGUCAAUCAUAGCAAACAGGAACCCCCUAAUAACUUUUAAAAACGGAGCUUCACAGAAAAAAGAGGACUUAAGCACAAACCAGUCUUACAAUAACUACAUGUCAACAUCGCAAGCAGGGGGGAGAAAAAUUUGUUCUGUGUAAUAAAUUUCUAAAGUUGGUCCACAGGCCCAUAAGCUUUGCUGGCGGAGGCGGGAUUUAUGACCUGUACUGCAGCCCAUCAACACAGGGUGCUGUUCUCGGAGUGGCUUUACCCAGCGAGGAGGCAGACGGCGUCCAUUCUAUAUACAGGCUAUCGGUCAAACAUAAAAGAGGAGAAAUAUUAGAAAGAUUUGAAACUUUUCCGAGCUGAAAGUGGAUAUCCUCACAUCUGUGGUGGAAACUAACAAGGAUUUUCUCUUUGGAAGCAUCAAAACUGGUAUAAAAGCAGUCCAGAAAACUCCUGUCUGGAACAGGAUUAUGGUGGCGGUGAACAGCGCUGCCGCUGAAUAGCCGACAGUGGCAGAAGUUUGAAGAAAUCAUUAGUAAGUUGCUCAUGAUGAUAAAUUAAUAUCUCAUACAUGCCUCAUAUUUUUUAUUGCCAUGACAUAGGGUACGUUGCUUCUAUUAUUGAAAGUAUUUUGUUUUAAUUUGUUGCGUCUUUGUAAUGUAGAGCAGACAGGAGAGUCUAACAGAGGCUGAACAAAAAUAAUUAUUAACGUCACCAAAAGGUGUGUCGCUGCCCCUGAGGCACAUUUUUUAAAAUUUCUAUUGGAUUUUUAUCACUGAUUAAAUAGCAAGAGCACUUUCUAAACUUACACUUUACAUGUCAGAAUCCAUCGAUAAGGUCCUGUCUCCUCUGUACAGCACCUUUGUGGAGUCUCUCCUCAUUAUUGUUCUCAGGGCACCGGGUCCUCACGUUGCACCGGCACAGCCAACGGCACUUCAUUCGACAGUGCAACAUUGUGCAAAACUGUUGUGGCCCAAAUGAUGUCCCACACCCUUUCAGGAGGGUACAACAACGUCCCCGUGUGCGUGUGUGCGCAAUGUUGAAACGGCGCUCAUGCUCUGUGGCAGUAUUUCUGGGCAUAGUUAUUAAAUAGGCCUAUUCACCAAGGAGAUAACAAAUUUAUUUCAUUUUAUUUUAUUUACGUCUUAAUCUUUAAUGAAAUCUGACUGAUUGUGCUUAAUGACAGGUUUGAGGUUUGUAUAUCAAUUAUUUUGAGACAGACAUUUGCUGCACCGCAAAUCCACACUGACUCAAACUUGCGUACACGAUGUCAGACCUGUCGUGAGAUUUGGUCGUAGCGUACGCUCACGUGCAGAUUGAUAAAUGAAGAUCCUCACAUCUAAAUUUUCGUAUGCAAGGUGUGCGCAAGUUUUCUGCCGUACGCAAGCUUGAUAAAUGAGGGCCAUUAAGUUGAAUGGCAGCAAAAAAUUCCAUGGUACCAAUGCUUUAAUAAGAAGGAUGAGUACUCAGUGAGGAAACCCAUCCCUUUGACUGUUUCAAAUUUGGCUCAAAAAUAUUUCUGCACACAACUCACCUGCUGCUGUCAAAUGGAAAUCCCAUGAUGGAAAUAACCCAAAUGUGUGUGCUGUCUGAUUUUUGGGUACCUUCAUUCAAUUCUAGGUAAAUUAACCAGUAUCCCUGCAUAUCCUGGGGAAGUCUAACCCUAACCCAGGACAAAGAAGGGAGUAAGAAAUUGUAGGGGAACUGUUCAUUAGAUAUGCCACACCUGUGUCAAAUUUUUGCAUUGUCUUCUUCUUUGAGGAUCUCAAAGCUCUUAAAACAGCACUUACUUAUAAUACCUUGUAAUGGAGCUGAUAGAAAGAUGCUGGUCUUUACCCCGUAAGUAAGGUGGAAACAUUUUUUUCUUCUUCAGGUGACUCACAGCAGAGACACUUACCAGGAUCUGGUUCGUCUGAUGGAGCAGCACCGAGCUGACCGGGCUGUCCAGCUUUCCAUUCUCAGGUAUUGACCUACCUCACACUGUGACUUCAGUGUUUCCCCAACAUUCAUUCAGCAGCGGGGCUACCCCUCUGCUAAAUUACAUGCACCGCCACAAAAAUUUCACAUGAUCAUUAAUAUCAAUGUGCCACUAUUGAGUUCUACUCGCACUGUGUGAGCACAAGAGCACACGGCAUGAUUUUAGACUUGUUUUGAGUCAUCAAAGAAGCGCAUCAAAUCCUGUCAGACCUUCUUCCAUCAAUGUGAAAGGUAACGUUCAAGCUUAUCCGUGGUCUGUAUAGCGAUUAGCGCAAAACGUAAUGUAACGUGAACGUAACAGUGUAGCUCCUUGAGUGGCAAGAGAGUGGGGGUAACAGCGAAAAUUUCUAGGUGAAGACUGACCUGAGGAACAGGCUACAAGAAGAGCAUCUCGCCAUCUGCAUGCGUGUAAGCAUGCAGAUGGCUCACACACAUGCUCACACACUGAGUUCAACUAUCAAAGAGCUCUGGAGCUUUUUUCAAAAAGCCCAGAAAAAUCAGACUUUCACAGGCUUGAUGUAGGCUGUGUAUAUAAGUACUCUGGUCUGUAAAUAAAUAACAGGUGCGAGUAAAUGACAUUAAUUAUUUUUAUUUUUUUAAGAUAAAUGUCAAAAGCUGUAAAUUGAGACAAAAUACAAACCUGUAUAAUCAUUUCUAUAAGGAUUCCAGGGUCUGCUGAAAAAAAUUCUCGGGGAAACACUGUGACUUUUGACCCCAGUGAUGCUGCUGCUGCUGUUGUUUUUUUCUGAUUGGCUGUUUGUUCCUGCAGGAUCUUAAACAAAUUCUUAGACAACUACCAGGAGGACAUGCUGCCCUGGCAUGAGAGCAUUGAGCCCUGCCUGUCCUCCAUGACGGCUUUGAUCAACGACAAAGAGGUCAGUAUAGACCAGGACCAGGAGGAUCAAACCUUUCUGAUUAUGUGUUUGGUGACCCCCUGUGAUUGGGUGUCCAGGUGGUCCAGAACUUUAUCCGCUUCCUGUACCGGCUUGCAUCCUUGAACAAAGACUACGCAGUGGUGAUGUGCCGUCUUGGAACCAAAGAGGCUUUGGUAAAAGCUCUGGACAAACACAGCACCUACCUGCUGCUGGUCACUGAGCUACGAGACCUCAUCACUGACUGUGAGAAAUACGCCAGCCUCUACAAAAAGAUGACCACCAGUGUCUUGGCAGGAUGUAUCCAGGUAUGUGGGGAGCGGGUCAGGAAUCUUAAAGAGGCAUGAAAACACUUCUGCUCAGGCAUUUAAUCCUGUAGGAGCACUUAGGCAGCAAAACUGGCUUUCAUGAGUGCAAUAGUAGAAACAGAUGAUAGUCUUUACAUCCCUAAAUUCAUAGUAACACAAUGAAAUGCAUGAAAACAAUUUGAUCACUUAAAAAAAAAAAACUUGGAUACAAUUCAAAUGAAAGAGGGUUAACUGCUGUUUUGACAUUACAACAACAAAGUCUGAACUCCUGGAUGAGCGUGUGGAUGCCAGGUGCUGUCUGCAGCAAACACUGAUGUAAACAAAACGAACACACACCUGACUCGACAGUGCGACGGUUUCACUCGCAUUUGUGACUAAAAAUAGAUGUGUGCAAAUUGUAAAAUGUAUUUAGGGGCACAUGUGCACAUAAAAAAAAUCAGGAAAGGCAACAAAUGUUUUUCAUGUAAAUACUGCGGUGAAGUUAGUUUUAGGUUGGAUAUUCGACGGACGUUCACUGCGGAUCUACCAGUGUCUUCUCACUCUCCAUAACUGGGAAUAGCAACAGCAGCGUGGUUAAAUCUACUCGGCACCCUCGCUGUCAACGUCAGGUGUUGAAUAAGGGACCAUCAAUAAAUUACCGGUUGACGUUCUUCCAUGCCAUGUGACCAAUUUACCUAAAAUUGAUUUCAAAUAAUAUUAACUAAGGUCAGACGAUAAGAUGCAUCUCUUUAUUUCCCUAAUUUGUCCUCUAAAAAUUUUGUGUUAAAUUUAAAGGCAAAUUUUGAACAUUUUCUUCAAUAGCUUCCAUGUCAUGGGACAAACUGACCUAAAAUUGAUUUCAAAUAAUAGAACUUAUGUCGGCCAAUAAGACACACAUUAUUUAAUCCAUUUUCAUUGUGCCCCUAAAGUCCUUUUUGUGCCCCUUACUUUUUGAACUUAGGAGCACAUGUGCUCCUUGUGAAAAAAGUCAGUGUCAAGCCCUGACACACAUGUGAUUUAAUGUCUGCUGCAGAGAGAAAGCAAAGGAAACACACAGAGAGGACACUUGAUCUCAUUAUGUUUGUCAUUAGUCCACCUAUGGACUGCGACAUGUAGCAUCACUAAGCUGUACAAUGACUGAGGUUGAUAAAACAACUACCGUAGGUUUAUACUCUGCAGAGUCACACUCACCACCACACACCUGCUUUGGAUUAUCAAUCGUAAUUCAGAGGACAUCUUUAAUUUUGUACAAAAUUAAAAAUGUACAAAUCAACUGAAGUGAAGACACGAGUAGGCUCAUAGAGAAUUUAGACUUAAACAAUUCUCAUCACAAUGUAGGAGUGGAAAAUGUCUGAUUAUGUCUGAUAUCAGCUGUGAGUGAAACUCAACUCCUUGUUCUUAGUUCAGCAUACAGGUAAAAAUACACCGGUCUGGUGCUGCUUUGUUUGAAUCUGAUCAGUUGUUUCACGUGUAAAUUUGUGUUCUGCUGACAUCAGCAUUUCACCUGAUCAUGUCUCUCAGAUGGUGUUGGGCCAGAUUGAGGAGCAUCGUCGUAGCCAUCAACCAAUCAACAUCCCCUUCUUUGAUGUCUUCCUCCGAAAUCUUUGCCAAGGUCUGUUUAAUGAUACAUGGUGGUUUCUUCUGGAUGUAGGAUGUGAUGGUUCUUCAUAAAAAAAGAGAGUAACUAAAUGAGUCAUGCUUUUAUUCUGUAAGAGCAGAAAGAGGAAGUAUGUGUAGAGUAAUAACUGGUGUAACUGGUGCUGUGUUCAGGCUCCAGUGUGGAGCUGAAGGAGGAUAAGUGCUGGGAGAAAGUGGAGGUUUCGUCCAAUCACCAUCGAGCCAACAAACUAACCGAUAAAAACCCCAAAACCUACUGGGAGUCCAAUGGCUGCACCGGAUCACACUUCAUCAACAUCUACAUGCACAAAGGAGUCAUCAUCAGGUGAUGACACUGUUGACACAACCAAUACUGAUAGAUAUUUGAAAGAUCUGCUCAAUAUGAUAAACAUCAUACAGUACCUGUUCAAAGUCAAGUUCAGCAUUUUGCUUGUUACUGUGUCUGUGUUGACAAGAUGACUAAAAGAGAUGCCUGUGUGUGUGUGUGUUUGUGUGUGUGUGUGUGUGUGUGUGUGUGUGUGGGUGUGUGUGUGUGUAGACAACUUGCUAUCCUUGUAGCGAGUGAGGACUCAAGCUACAUGCCAGCCCGAAUCCUUGUCCUGGGAGGAGAUGAGCCGACCAACAUAAACACUGAACUAAACACGGUGAGUCCAAGUCUCUAGAGGACAGCUAAGCACGAACUCUGUGGAUGUUGAGUCUGAAGUCACAUUGGACAUUCAGAGAAUUUGUUUGAGGUCCAGUUUAUUGAAUGUUGCUGAAUGAACCUGUGAUCAGUCAUUACCUAAAUCAGCAGCCAUAGGCUGUAUUGGCUGAGCGAGAUCGUGUUGGUUCGUUCCACUUUAGUGGGGCAACAUAAACUGUGAUUCAUAAAAUAGCUCUAUUGAUAGUAAGUACGAAAAAAAAAUAUCUACUCAUGCCAUCCUGUCGAUUUUUAGUAAUCAGUGUUUAGGUGUCGAACUAUUUCCUUUAUGUGGCGCAGUGAUACUUGCACACGCGCAAUCGAAUAUGCAGAGGGGUGAAGCGAUUUUUGUCACGUGGACCAAUAGGAGCCGAGUCUCAUUGCCAUAGUAUCAGAAAUACACAAACAUGGCGACGAACGCAUCUAGCAGCGAGACAAGUGAAGAGGAAGAAAAAGAAAAAAGAAAACAGCCUUCAAAAGUGCAUAAAAAAGGAACGAAACGAUAUGCAUCUAUCAUCUGUCCAGAGUAAAGACGUUCUCGACUUUACAAGGACACGUUGGGAAACUUACAGAACUAGUUUUAGAAAGUGGCUUUCUCUACAGGGUGAGACAAAGGACCAGCCAGAAAUGUACAAAUAUGUUAGUAACACAAAAAACAAUUAUAUGGUGCUGCUGUUUUUUUACAUAAAAAUGACACAACCUACUGUGUAAUAAAAGCAAUAAAAUGUAAACAGCACAUCAUGGCCAUAAAUGGCUGAAAGUUAAUCAAAUUGCUACCACGCCCCCCAAAAUUGGAAUAAUGAAAAAAAUGUAACAAGACAAAAAUAAAUGCACAAAAGGUCUGAAUUAAUCCAAAAUAUGGUAUAACACAUUUAUUUAAGUAUCACAGUGUCAAAACAUCUGACAUUUAUCAAUCCCUCCAGAAUAUGAAAAUCAAGAUCAAAACACAAUGUGUGUAUGGGAUGAUGACUCUGAUGAAAGUGAUAGUGGUGCGUAUAUUACGCAUCACUAUCUCAUGCCACCAUGUACAAUUUGUUUUGUUUAAAGGAUUGCUACACCGAGAUUUGAGAUUUUUAUUAUUUAUAUAUUUGUUCUACAUUUGUCUGUUUUGAUCUUAAUUUUCAUAUUCUGGAGGGGUUGAUAAUGUUUUGACACUGUGAUACUUGAAUAAAUGUUUUUUUUACCAUAUUUUGGAUUAAUUCAGACCUUUUGUGCAUUUAUUUUUGUCUUGUUACAUUUUUUCCAUUAUUCCAAUUUUGGGGGGCAUGGUAGCAAUUUGAUUGAUUUUCAGCCAUUUAUGGCCAUGAUGUGCUGUUCAUAUUUUAUUGCUUUUAUUACACAGUAGGUUGUGUCAUUUUUAUGUAUGAAACAUAAGCUUUUAGCUAAAUUUACUGUAUAUAUUUCAUUGUGCUGGGUGCAAAUCACUUGAGUUGAGACGUUUUCUUCAAGAAAUUUGCUACAUUUCAUAAUCUGAAUUCACUUAUGCGUAUACUAAGGCACCAAUAACUCUUUCAGAUGUUAGGUAGAUGUAUUUAUGACAUUUGAGAGAGAUUUUGUCUUGCCAGAAUCAACAUAGCAGUUUCUACAAGCAAAAACAGCAGCACCAUAUAAUUGUUUUUGUGUUACUCACAUAUAUGUACAUUUCUGGCUGGUCCUUUGUCUCACCCUGUAGAGAAAGACACUUUCUAAAACUAGUUCUGUAAGUUUCCCAACGUGUCCUUGUAAAGUCGAGAACGUCUUCACUCUGGACAGAUGAUAGAUGCAUAUAGCAUCGUUUUGUUCCUUUUUUCUGCACUUUUGAAGGCUGUUUUCUUUUUUUCUUUUUCUUCCUCUUCACUUGUCUCGCUGCUAGAUGCGUUCGUCGCCAUGUUUGUGUAUUUCUGAUACUAUGGCAACGAGACUCGGCUCCUAUUGGUUCACGUGACAAAAAUCGCUUCACCCCUCUGCAUAUUCGAUUGCGCGUGUGCAAGUAUCACUACGCCGCAGAAAGGAAAUAAUUUGACACCGAAACACUGAUUACUAAAAAUCGACAGGAUGGCAUGAGUAGAUAUUUUUUUUUUAGUACUUACUAACAAUACAGCUAUUUUAUGAAUCACAGUUUAUGUUGCCCCACUAAAGUGGAACGAGAUUCACUUCCUAGGCACUUUUCCCUCUGUCCCAAUACAGCCUACCAGUCCUGGAUCUCCCCUCUUUUUUGUUCCCCCCCGAUCACUUAAACUUCAAGAGCCUUACACUGACUAACUAAUCUCAGUGUGAUCUUGCCUCUAAUUAACUCUUAAACUUCCUGCUUCUAUAUUUGACUCCUCUCCCACUCAGAUAAUCAAAUCCAUCCCAAACAUGACUUUUCUGUUGUAGCCCCCAUCCUCUGGAAUCAACUCCCAUAAUCCACCACAGCUCUGAAAAUGUGAACUGUUUCAGGAAGCAUCUAGGAAUGAUUUGUUCAGAGAAGUGUUGAUGCAGCCCUCUGUCCCUGUCUUUGAAUUGAGUGUUUUCAUUAUCUUUCUUUUUUGUUUGAUGGUGAGUCUUGUCCCUGAAGUUGUUGUUUUCUGUCUGUGUUUUGAACCACUCUGUCACUGUGCUUCUCAAAAGUUCUUCACAAAUUAAGUCUCAGAUGCUUAUUUAUGGUGUGUUUGUGUGUGUCUUUGUGCAGGUCAAUGUGGCUCCAUCAGCCAGCCGGGUGGUUCUCCUGGAGAACAUGACCCGGUUCUGGUCCAUCAUCCAGAUCAGGGUCAAGAGAUGUCAGCAGGUCAGACUCUGAGUUACAUCCUCAUUCUAUUUGCCAUAAAUAAACUGCCAUGUCAUUUACUGACCACACCUCUCUGCUAUCUGACAGGGUGGCAUUGAUACCAGGGUUCACGGUUUUGAGGUUCUUGGUCCAAAGCCGACGUUCUGGCCCGUGUUUAAGGAGCAGCUGUGCUGUCGGACCUACCUGUUCUACAGCACCAAGGCCCACACCUGGUGUCAGGAGGUGAUGGAGGACAAGACGCAGCUGCUGCAGCUCUUCAACAAGUAAUCAAUGCAGUCAUACUCGUGCUGUCACUGCAGCUCCAAUAUAAGAACACCGUCAGUACAGCUGGUGUUCCUCAAGCUCUUCAACAUCUUCAAACUACAACUCUUCUGUUUUCACCAAAAGCAUUACUUCCAUUCUGACAUUGCUGUCAUCACAACUCAGACUCAGACAAACUAAUUUUUUCCAUUAGUUUCUCUCUAAAAUGUUAAGUAAUCAGCUGUUAUCAUUAGGAUUAAUCAGUAUGUAACCAAAGAAUGCAAUUAAGAAUAUUAAGCAGCGUCCUGAGUCGGCAUCUGCUCUUGACAUAGUUUGAUUUUCUGUCCCGAUUAAAUGUCCACACUUGGCACCACGGUUCUUACACUGCUCGUACUGCAGUUUGGUGACAGUUACCUGUUUGCUGAAUAGUCCCCGAAAACACAGCAGGAAGGUCAUUAAUGUGCAUUUUUCUUGUGUGUGUUUUCAGACUGAAUAGCGCUCUGAGACAUGAGCAAAUGUUUGCAGAUCGUUUCUUGCCCGACGCUGAGGCGGCUGAGGCUCUCGGUCGAACCUGCUGGGAGGCCCUGAUCACCCCCAUUGUUCACAGCAUCACACUCGCAGGUACACACAAACACACACAAUAGCUGAGAUGUCCUCACACUGUCAGUUGACCCUUAUAUCAACAAGAGCAGUAAUACCAACUCACUUAAACACUGUGUUUACCCAGAAUCCUCAGCAUCCAGCCCUCUUUCUUGGCUGCUCAGUGAGUAUCUGGACAACGCAGAGUCAGCCCGCCGCUGCAAGAGCAGAGCGGCCAUCUUUAACUCCAGAGUGAGACGGCUCACACACCUGCUGGUCCAUGUGGACACAAGUCAAGUGGACAACGAGGAGCUCAAACCCCCCGUCAAGUCCAGUGAGUCUCUUUGUAAUCAUUGAUGUCGAUAGUUGGCUCCAUCAUUGCUGACAUCAUUGUUACAUCACUUCAGUCAAGCAGAAACUCAGGCUGAGGAUGCAGUGAUGCUCUUGAAUCUUGGACAUUUUGAACUCCAGUUCAGAAAAAUGAGGACAUAGUAGAAACUAUGCGCUGCAGUCUGGUCCUACUUCCUUAAAUUUGAACCUGUCCAAGAGAGCAGAGAGAAAGUCUCUCUAGGGCUGAAGUGGGAAUGUGCUCAGAAAUUCAUAGGGAUGUCUCAUGUUCAAUAUAAAUGUUAUAUGGGACAUUAUAUUUAGACAGGCAUGACAACUUUGCAAGGCCUAAGAUUGUUUCAUUGUUUUUUUUCAACAGAAUAAGCAGGUUGGUACUGUAAUUAUUCAUGUGUCAAAUAUAAAUAACCCGAACAAUAGCUGUAGCUGUAAAGGGUGUGGGAAAUGUUUUUUCUUAAGUGUUUCCAGUCGUCCUCCAUGUUUAAAGAGUUUUUCUUGUUUUCAGAAGGUCUUAACCGAAGCAAAGAGCUGAAGAGUAAGUAACAGCUGAGUCCAGAGGCCAUUUUGAUUUUGUUUCCACUCUGCUCUGUGACAUUUCAUUUGUCCAAAUGAGGACAGGAAGUACUCACGUGACCCCUGCUGUUUGACCUCUGACAUGUUACCCCAUUGUUCCUGCAUAAACGAAGUUAUAUAGGUCUGUAAGUCUGAGCCCCUUGAAAAGACCCUACAGAUAGAGUGUGUAUAGAUUAAUGAGUAGAGGCUCAGUUUGUCCUUAAGGGGGGAGUUUAUCAUUUUUCAGACUCCAGAUACUUCCUCUCUGAUUUUUUUAAUAUCUUUAUGUGAUUUUCAGAUUUAAAGAAGCCUGAAAUUUUUCCCUCUGGUGUUUCAGCCUCCGUCUGAAACCCUUCAUUACCGCUGCUGUCUUUUUAAGCCCCCCCCCUUCACAAGCCUACAGAGCUCGAUGUCAUUACCCCUCUCACAGUUCACACGCAGUUGGAGGCAGACUGUUCAGCUUUGCCUAAGCGCAGAUGAACCAGUAAGGAGAGACUAUAACGCUGACGUAGGCAUUUUAGGGAGUCUGGCGUCUUUGCAUAGGCUCCCGUUUGAGCAGUUUACAUCUAUUUUCUGAGAUUAUAACAACAUACAUUUACCUUAUGGACACUAAAUAUUGUUACUUUACAGUUUUUGUUGUUAAUGUGUAAAAGCAUAAUACCACCCUGUUUAAAUGAGUAAAUAGUGCAUUUUGGAGGGGGGGGUCACAUCAUAAAAGAUGUCAGGACAAUAUUUACACCUGAAAGGGAGGACAGAAUUGUUCAACUAUCCCAAUAGUUUGUACUCAGUCUGAACGUCAAACCCUUAAACUGUUAGUGGUGUGCAAGACUAAGAAGGAUGUUUGAUGGACACUCAUCCAGCAGGGGGCGUCAGCUGACACUUUCUCCUCCUCAUCUGAACGGACUGAAACAUCCAGCUUCCUUCAGACAAACCUGAAGUCAUCAGGAUGCGUUUACACUCCAUCUGUUUCUUUUCACUUUGGACUGCUCUUAUUUUGACUGCAGACUUCCUGUUUACAUUUUGGUCAUGACACUGAUGAGUUUUCUUUCCAGAUGGAAAAGAAGAGCAGAUGCACUGCUUUCUCUUUACGUUUCUGGCUGCAGUUUUCAUUGCUGUUGUUUUUAUAUCUGCUGCAGUUGAAUGAUGAUAAACUCUGUAAACUUUGAUGCUGAACCUUUUCAAAUCUGUCUUCCAGACGGUAAAGAGGGAAAAAACAAGGACAACACCACAGCUACUUCCUCCUCCUCCUCCUCCUCUGCCAAACCCAAAGUAAAGAGCAACAGCAGUAUCGCAGGCAUCGCCCUCUGCUGGCAGGGAGUGGUACAGCGACAGGUGAGACGGUCACAUCAAUGUAGGUCCACAGACUGAGGAAAAAAUACCCAGAGUUAAAUAAGUUUGUUUAUAGCGUUAGCUCUCUUUGUGUCUUCCUCUGCUGUUUUGUUUGUUUCACUCAAUACCUGUGAUUACAACAAGAGCCACCUGAAACCAAAAUGAAUCCAGAAAAUGUUCCUCUAAAAACUUUCCUCUUUGUAAAAACAUCUCAUUUGAAAAGCAUCACAAAUAUAAUCUUGCCAAACAAAGUCUGCUGAUCCUGCUCUGUCAUGGAUGUGGAUUUUCACCGUAUUUGGCCCAGGAGUUUCUGGUUCUCAGAGGAUACAUCACAGUGGUUUUGGUAAAACAUCAAUAAGACCCCUCCCCUUUCCCUCUCACCCUCAGGUGAAGAAGUUUCUGGAGACGAGCUGCAGUCUACCAGACUUUGUGGAGCGCUACCGGACUCUUUACUUGCGGCUGAGGAAUGCCAUGGAGGAGCUGUUUGGACAGCAGACUGCCUUCGUCCUGGCCCUCCGACAUGGCUUCUCCGCUGCUCUGCUGCAGCUCUCUAUCCUCAAGGCCAUGCAUGUGAGUCCUCUCAGGGCUGAACCAGCGGAUUAGUUUAAACCCUGCUUUUAAUAACAUAAGUGUCCUUUUAGCUCUUAGUUCCAACUGCCUGGUAUGAUGUUAGAUUGUUUGAAUCAGAGAUGUAAGCAUUACUGUGUGAGAUCCUAUCAGAUGGAUGUUCCAUAUUCACAUGUGAACUUUUGUCUUUUGAUCGUCUGCUUGUAGCUCAUCAUAGACAAGCAGCUGAGUGUCUGACUAUUUAUAUGUGUGUAUAUGUGUAUAUCAGAGAUUAUUUUAUAUUUAAUCUAGUUUUGGUUCAAGUAAAACCUGCUGAGCUUUCACUUUUCUUGACAAAGGCUAAACCCGAGUUGUUCCAUACCACAAUGCAACAAGUCCUCAUUUAAUUAUAAACCACACAUCACAAGUGAACUCUGCAGAGCCAUACAUCCUUUCUUUAACCACCGAGCCUCAACAGUUAGAUGUAAAAUAAGAUUUAUCAAACACAGCACUAAAGCUAAUAUGAAUCUGGUAUGAACUAGAUUUACUCAGUUGGCACUAGUCAGGUUCAAGUCUGGAUUACUGAGACCCUGAGAAACAGAAAUGAUGCCAAUAAGUUGAAGAGCUGAAGGACUUAACACAUGAAACACGAUUUAGUUUGAAAAUGGGAUAAAGCUGAAAAGAUGAUGCUUUAAGGUUCAUCGAUGUGAAAAUUCCACUCAAGUCUUUUUCUUGAGUAAUUAUGAACCACCACUGGGCUUCAGGAGGUGACCAGACUACUUUGUGAUGUUUUUGUGUUAUGUGUGUUUUAUUUUAAAGUAUUUUAAAGACAAAAGAGUCAAUGAAGAACACAAACAGCAUUACGUAACUAUCUAUGAUAAAUUAAACUGUUUUGCUCAUGUUUGCUGUGUUUUUGUUGUGCUGUGUCAUUGUGUGAUGGGUUGUGUGCUGCAGGUGAGUGAGCGUUUUGCUCAGUACAUCGAUCAGAUGAUUCAGGCCAGCGGAGCAGCCUGUGGCAGCGUGCAGACUCUGGAGCGGCUUCAGCAGUUUCUGGAGCCAAUGCUCUUCCUGUCAGGUCUGGAGCUUGCCAACACCUUUGAGCACUUUUACAGGUGUGAACAUCACAACGUCAUCACAGUUCCUGAAACAAGACCAUAUGAUGCCUGGAGGAAAGUAACCUGCCUCUCUUAUCCAGGUACUACCUGGGCGACAGGCUGCUGGCUCAGGGGAAUGUGUGGUUGGAGAGCGCGGUGAUCGAUCAGAUUGGCAGCUGCUUCCCUAGUCGCUUCCCUCAGCAGAUGUUGAAGAACCUGAGCGAGUCAGCUGAGCUGCAGCAGGAGUUUCACCUGUACCGCCUACAGCAGCUGGACCGCUGCCUGCAGGAGCAUGACCAGGUUAAAAAUGACUCAAAUGCAUCUGUGGUCUGUCCUACUGUAAGAGUCACUCUGUUUCUACUGAAUACUGAAAUGUUGUUUUCUCUUCAUCUUCCAUUUUUCAUCAUCUGACACUAAGUCCUUGAACACGGUUUUUUACCAAUAAGAAAUAUUUCUGAUGUGUCGUUCUGGACAAAAGGAACUUGACAACAUAUGUAGACAAGUAUUAAAUGGGGUUCAAGUCGUGCCAAAGUUCUCAAGUCUGAGGCAGUUGACCCGUUUGUUGUCUCCACAGAUGAUGGAGGAAGACUUGGCUGAGUCAGAGGAGGAGGCAGAGGUCCAGGUUCUGGUUCUGUCUCCACGCUGCUGGGCCGUCUCAUCUCUCUGCUUUCUGGAUGAACCUGCAAAACAUUUUCCAUCUGAACUCUGCUCCUACCUGAACCAGUUCACCCAGUUCUACACACACAGUCAGUACCUGUCACAAACUGGCUUUGACUGGUUUCAUGCUGUCUCCAAACAUUGCUAAACUCCCUGUUUGAAUCCAGCUUUAUUUCUGGCCCGAGUGUGUCCCAUUUUGGGAUGAUCUGAACCUAACCUCUUAGUUAAAAAACGUCAGUGAUGCUCCAGUGUGUGUAUAUACAUAUUUGUAUUAAUUGCAUCUUCGUCUAUGUACCAGGUCAGUCCAUGUAUGGUCUGAGUCACUCAAAGCCUCGGCGGCUGCAGUGGACUUGGCUCGGUCACGCUGAGCUGCAGUUUGGCUUCUGGACGCUGCAUGUCUCCACCCUGCAGAUGUUCAUCCUGCUGCAGUUUAACAGUCAGGAUGUAGGACAGACACUCUUAAAGACAGAUUUGAAUCACUCAGAGGUACAUCAGGUUCAGUGAAGACUGAACAAACUGUGUGUCUCUGCAGGAGGUCCAAGUGGAGGCUCUGCUGCAGUCCACUGGCCUGUCUGCAGCCAUCCUGCUGCACGCUCUGCAGCCGCUCAUCAGUGAGGGAGGACCACUGACCCGCAGCCAGUCUGACGAGCCCAGCCAAGGUCAGACACAUAACACACACAGAAUAACACACACACACACGCACACACACCUGUCUCCCUCCCUGACCCCCCCCCCCCCCCCCCUCGUGUCCCUCCAGGUGUGUUACGGUUGAACCAGGAGGUGGUGUCUCGCAGUCUGGAUGGUGUCCCUGUGUCUGUUCAGCUGCUGCCCAGACAGACAUAUGUCAACGUGGACGAGGACGCUGGUGGGAUGCUGGAGAGGAAGAGAAACUAUAUCUACUGUCUGAUCGUCCACAUCAUGAAGCAGGAGAAAGAAAUGCACAUCGACAACCUGGUCUUCAAGGUCAGAGGUCUCAUACUUAUUUCUGAGUUUCUUAUUUCUAAGUAUGACUUAUUUAGGUUUACACACUCCUAACAUCUGAGGGAUUAACCGGCUGAGAUGUUUCCAGCCUGGGCUUAAGUUAGUUCUUAAAUCUUCCACUGGCUCUGUGUCGGGGUUAAGUCACACAUGGAUGCAGGGAGAGAAGAGAUGGAUCAUGCUAGAAUGUAUCUCCUCUAAAUAUUCGACUAAUCCUAUAAUGUAGAGCAUGAUGAACUGUGGCUUCAUUUUAUUAACUUUUAAUCACAAGCUGAUAGGUUAGUUUCUUUAUUUCUGACAAACGAGAAAUUCAAAACUGCCAAACAAACAAGCAAAAACUAAAAGGUAACACAGAUUAUAUUGUGAGUCCACCGUUUUCAAGAUGAGACACAGGUAUGUAUUGGGAGUUUCUGUCAGUUUGUUUUCAGCUGCUAGCCCAUGCAGGGUCAGGAGGGUCAGCACUUACACAAACACUCAGUGCAAAGAAGAGCCUUUUUCUCAUUGGCUACUGGAAGUUCAAUCCUCAUUUCUGCAACAUUAUUUUGGUUAGUUAGGACGUUACUAUCUUCGAUUGGAAAUAAAGCCUGUGUCCACAUGGUGCAGCCAAACAAAAAUACGUCUGAAGUUACCGUAAAUCUGAUUCUGCAUGGACGUUACGCAUUUUAAUUCAAGAUACAACCUCUUAAGCCCUAAGCCUAUUUUCCAGAAAAAACGCCUAACAAGACAUACCCAAAGUUAAUGAGAAAUUACAACACUUUACUAAAGGGUAUAUGCAUGUUCUCGGUGUCCUUGGAAGUCUCUAGAUGUCCAACUCUCAGAAGUGUUUUAUCUAUCAUUAUGCCUGAGUAAAUUGGAAUAAACCAAAGAGAAAAAUUGUUUUUUUACCCUCGCCAAAAUGUUUUCUUUUUUUGACAGAGGAAAACACAAUGCUAGCAAUGCCCCCAGAUGCCAUUGUUUAGCUUUAUCCACUCCUUGACAACAAAUUUGACCAAAUUUGAUAGAAUUUGGAUAAACAGUGAAGCCUACAUGAAGGUUUUUGUAAGGAUACACCAAGGCGAGAACUCAGUUUGGCACAAUUGUGCCAAAUGGAUUAUUUUCUACCUCUGAUGAGAACUGGCUCCACAUUACAAUUAAUUUCCAUAAGACUAGUCUCCUACUACCUAUUGGAGCUUUUAGAUAUGAAAUGAUAUACCUUUUGCCUCAUCAAUUUCUACCAUUCUGCACAAUAUAUUUGUUUAUAUGUAAUACAGAAUAGUGAAAAAUAACAGGAACUUCUACAUUUCUUUCUUCACAGGGAGUAUCUUUAUUUGAAAAAAGUGCAGAAAGAGAAACAAACAUUCUGUGCAAACAAUGUGAAAUAAAAAGUAACAGCGCAAUUAAAAACUAUUUAAAAUACAGCAAACACAGGUAGAGUAAAUUAAAUGUAAUGAAUACAUAUAAAUGCAUAAUUGAAGCAGUAAAGAGUGUAUUAUUUCUGUAAGAGACCAGAAUCAAACAAAUGAUCAGUACACAAACCUUGACACAAGCAAUGUCACCUUUCUUGCAGGUAAGGGUGGGGGUGGGGCGACUGGUGCAGGGAGUACUGAAGGUGUGAAAAGCCCUGAUGGGGGGUGGGGGUGGAUGUGCCUCACUCCCCUCUUGUUGGUGGCUGUGAAAAUGGUGAUCAAUUACUAUGUAGAACAAAAAUAAAUAACAUUUGUACAUUUCACUGAAGGACACAAAAGUUGUGGAUAUAUGUAAACUUAUUCACUAAAUUGAGUAGCCAUGACCUCUACUAUAUUUUGUUUGCAUUUAUAUGUACUUCAUUUAUUUUUCUCAUAAAGCAUAUAUUCAAAGACAGAUAAAAUGCAGUAUCUGCAAGCAAAGUAAGCCCAAAAUAAACAGAUAUAGUGAAACUGCAGUAAUAUUCAAUGCUAUUGGAUUGCCAUACUUACUACAGUGUUUACAGUUUUAUGACAAAGGUGUUCCAUGCAUAUCAAUUUACACAACACGGUCUUAUCGAUAAAUGCAAAUACUUACUAGUAAACUGGGUCCACUUCUAAUGUAAACAAUGCCUCCUCCUCGGAGCCGACGUCAUUACUGCUGAGUCAGACAAGUCCUCAAAUUCCCCGUCUGAGCCCCGCUGAAUUUCUAAUAAAAUGUCCGCCAUAUCCCUCUAAGAGAUGAAUGUUUCUUUUCCAUUGUUGAAAAGUACUCAAGAGAAGUUUUAUAAGUGAUGGAGAAAGUUUACAGGAGAGUCCCAUGUGAUCAGCGUGCGAUGCAGCAUUCUGCCUUCGUCUGUGGGGCGCUGCAUCUAAAAGCGCACUGAUUACGAACACUUUACGCCCGGCUUUUUUCAAAGCUGGUAAAUGCAGUCCUUGGAAAGAUUGAUGUCAAUCGAUUCAGUAGCUUUUCCCCUUUCAAAUGACUACAGACAUGGCCAUACGGAGCCAUUCUCCACUGCACUGUAAAGCUUUGAUUUGGUGGUGGUCGCAAAAUUUAAAUCUCCAGUUUUGCAAACAUUAGAGUCUAAACUUUGAUUGAGAAUUGAAAGUAAACACCGCCGUCAAGUAAGCCCCUGUGAAAUUUUUUUUAGUUUUUACUGAUUUUGGCGCCCCCUGUGGACGAAACAGUCUCUGCUGACGAGAGGCAUAACAAUUCAUCGACAUAACAAAGCAUGCUUCCAAUGAAUUCAAAAGUUGACGAGCUGUGGUAGUGUAAUCUGUUUUGGAAAGCUUAAAUCUAAAGGAGUGUGACGUCUUGCAUCAUUCCCGUCUUUGUUGGGAGCAACACAAGCAACACAGCCACCAGGAAGUAAUGGUUGAACAAAAUAAAGCACAAUAAAGUAAGGAGCAAGACAGCUUCAUCUCAACUGGUCACAUACAAGACAAGGACCGGGAAACAACACAGAGUAACACGGAGCUGCAACCACCGCAAAACUAUUUUGUCACAAAAUUUCUGAAGUCUUGGAGUUGACUGUUUGCUAAAUCUGUAAACCAGCAAGGAAGUCAGUAAUCUUCUUGAGUUGGAGGAAAGGGGACAUUCAGCACAGUGGUCCAGUGUCUGAGCCACACCAUGAGAGUUUGGCAUUUUGACUCCCACUGUGUGAAACUGUUGAUCGUUCUCUAUCUCUCUCUCUCUCUCUCUCUCUCUCUCUCUCUCUCUCUCUCUCUCUCUCUCUCUCUCUCUCUCUCUCUCUCUCUCUCUCUCUCUCUCUCUCUCUCUCUCUCUCUCUCUCCUUCCUUUCCGUUUCUCCUUUAAACAACUCUUAACUUUGAAAACAUAUGAAACUACAUCAUUUGUCUGACCUGAGUUCAGGUUUUUAAUGGCAUCAUUAGAGGAUAUACAGUGAAGGUUUACAUGUGAGGGAUAUUUUGAAGUGCAUUAAAACAAACAUGUUAAAACCAUGUUAAAACAAACAUGGUGUGAAGUUUUCUCUAGCUUAAAGUGUGGAUUUCAAUGUGGACUCCCCUUAAGCUAAUGAACCCUGACGUUUCUGAGGCUGACAUCUCAGAGAGUUACAGGCCACAGCAGCUCUGACCAAGACUCACACCCCGCACUAAAAUAAGUCUCACUCUUUUGAUAUCGUCCUUUUUUCUCUGUGCUCUGGUCUCGUUGUCUCCGCAGGUUCUGGACUUGUGUCAGAAAAAGGAAGCCUCUCGCUCCCCGGGUUCAGGUCGUUUCAGCUGCAGCACUAGCGACGUUUUCUCAUGCAUCAUGCACGUCAUCAGCAAAGGCUGCAUACGCCGCAAUGAGGACAACCCACACAUUGUCGAGUUCCUGCCGGAGGACCCGUCCACGCCACAGAAAGGCCAGGCCCAGUUCUCCUUCAGCCGGGCUGAGGUCAGGAAGGACUCAGCAGACAGCAGGGCUGACAUCAGGUGUGAGCGUGACCUCUGACCUUUCACUCACCAUCAACUUUGUUUACAUGUUUUCCCUUUGUUACGCCCUUCAGACAAAACAGGAAUCCUGAGUCUGUAUUUCUGUUUUUUGUUUUGUUUUGUUUUUUUUACCCUGUAAUGACUAAAACUCUUUAAUUUCUGCACUUUGUUCUUAAAGUUCAGUUCUCCUGCUCUGACUCUGGUUACCGCUCAGAUCCUUUAAAAACAGAAUAUCCCAGUCAAUGAGUCAGACACACUGACAUCCUGUGCAUCCUCAAAAAAAAACAAACAAACAUGUAAAAUGUUUAAUUUUCUACAAAGAGAAAAUAAAGAAGAGAUAAAACUCUAAACCCUGCUUGUUUCCUUUUGCCUUAUUGUGUAAUAACGUCAAUGAACUGAUGAAUGCUGAGUUGAAUUUACCUUCCAACAACCAAACGUUAAAGCUAAAUCUUUGUGAAAAUCCAGCUCUACUUUGAUUGGAUGUCAACAUCUUUACAGUUUAAAGAACUGCAGGAUUUCAAGAACACAAGAAGAAAUGUUGAUAAUCUCUUCAUACAUUUAGAGUGUGUUUUAAAACAGAAAAUAUCUCUGCUCAGUGAAACCAGCACAGACUCAGAUGAAGUGUGUAAUGCCAGCAAGGGAUCUUUUCGUAGCUCCUAAAAUCACAUGUUUGGAGUCUGCAGUAUUCACAGAAGUCUGCCAUGUUUCCCUGAUUUAGAAAGAGAAAACUGUUCUUUAAGUUUCUCAGUUUCUUCUUCUUCUAUCUCAUUUAGACCACAUAAUCAAACAUAAACACAGUGUCACAAACAAAAACUCAGUGGGGCUGAAAGAUUUGUUUGAAAAGCUAAAGACAGAACAUAAUGAGAGCUCUUCCCCAGUCCCCCUGUAAUGCUGCCAUCUCGAUUCUGCAUUAAAAGUUAUUCUCCUCUGCCUGUUUCUGCAGCCUGAUGAUGUCAGCUCCACGGCGGUUUGAGGAUGGAGUCCUGGAUGCAGUUCUGUUCUCGAUGGGUCGAACAAUGACGCAGGAGGAGGUCCGUCAGCUGAUGCAGAGGACGGUCCAACAGGUGUGACUGGGAUGCUUUUGACCAUAUCAAAGAAGUGACAAACACCCUGCAGUGAUGCUGUGAAAAAAAGAGACACAAAUGACCUCACAGCGACUGAGAACUAACUCAUCAUUUCACAGAAGGACCUCAAAGGUCAAAAGUUCAAGUUGUGCAUUCAUGAAGAUUCAGUGGUAGAUUAGAAAGACCAAAAUAAAAAGAUUUAUGAGCAUCAAGUCUAAACUGUAGGAGGUUAAAGUUGUGCAUUUAUGAGAAAAAAGUCAGCUAGUUACAGCUUGGGUGUCAUCAAUACCUAAAGUCCAUACAGGAUGAGAUGAGAAGAGCAGUCAACAACAUGCACCAAAAUGAGGAUCAUCUCCAUGUAACUGAGCAGCUGAGGACCAAGUGAGGUCACAGUGGUGUGUACAGGAGGUCUGUUAGCCUGUCCUCAGUCUAUUCUGAAUCCUAAAACUGAUGAGGAUGUGUUGAUGCUGCUAAUGCUCUGAGUUUCCAGUAUUAAGUCUUUCAUGAAACUUACCUUUCUGCUGAUCUCCGUCUCUGAAAAGCUUAAAAAACAGACCAUAUACAAGUUUAUUCUUGUUGAUUUAAAGCUUGAAUCUUGACAUCUCUGUUGAUUGAUUCGGUGAGGUUGCCCUAAUACUUUUUAAUAUCUUAAAAAAUUAAACUAGAAACAGAGAAAAUCCUCUGGGAGACUUAGAGUAACCUCAAACUGGUCUCACAUGUUGUCUCUCCUUUUCGCCCUCUCAGGUGUCCAGCACUCUGAGUCUAGACCUGGACCGUGCUGAGCACCUGCUGGUUCACUGUAAGUGGAACAUGGACCUGCUGGUGCAGAGAUACACCGACGACGCUGAAGCCCUUAUCAUAGCUGCUGGGUUAAAGUGCAAAAACCCUCAGCCCCCACCAAGCCCCUCCUCCACCUGCCCUGUCUGCCUGGGCCCUCGCACCACCGCCACAGAGCCAGUCCCAUCACUGAGCUGCAUGCAUUACUGCUGCCAGGUCAGAAUCCCUACUUUUACUGAUUCAGAACCUGGAACUAGUGAACCAGAAGUAACCUGACUGGAUUAAAACUAUUACAGAGGUUUAACCUUAAAAUCAAGCUAUUUCACUGAAGAAACGAUUACACUCUGGGGUGGGCGGGAAUAAGAUGAUUGACAGCAGCCUAUGUUGACUUUGACCUCAUCAAAUAACCACAGGGAGUGAUAAAUUCAAGGUCUGAAGACAACAAGGCAAGACUUGUGGUCAAAAAUCCUUCCCAAACGUAUGGGGUGAAAUCAGCAUAGAUGGAAGCAGAACCAUUUUGUCCAGAGGGGGGCGCCAGAGUCAAUACAGGUAAUUCCACACUGGUGUUUGCAGAGUUAGUGAUUAAUCCUUCAUUGACUGUGGAGGAUGGCUAGGGAAAUGUGGAGAUUUAGCCAACAAGCUGUCAAGUGAAGACAGAGAGGUCUUUAAUAAAGAGCUGGGUCAGAUCAGGAGGAGGGAAGAGGUGAUGAAGAUCAGUUAACAUCAGGCCAGGCUGUGUGUGCAAACCAAACACUUUCCUGAACUGGUUCCUAGUCUUUCAUGUGUUGGUUCCUGCUGGGUUGGUGCUAACUAGUCAAACUGAGGUGAAACCUGCUUAGCAGCUCAUCCUGAUGUUGGGUGUGUGGUCUGGUUUUUCUCUCUCUCUCUGUUUUGUCAUACAGUCGUGUUGGCAGGAGUACCUGACAGCGAGGAUUGAACAGAACUUGGUCAUGAACUGUAACUGUCCAAUCACCGACUGCCAGGCUCAGCCCACCUCAGUCUUCUUCCUCAACAUCCUCACAGACAAGGACACCAUCUCCAAGGUAACAGCACAUCCUCCUCCCCAGGUCCCCUGACAAUCAGAGUGUGACUGAGCUGAGGAUUUCUGAUCUGAUUUACCUCUAAGGUUUCUUUGACGACACGUCCUUGCUGUCACUGCUAGGAUGAUAACCUAUUUGGGGGUGAGGGUGGGGGGGUGGGGGUUUAUAUUGAUCCCAGAGUCAUUGCAUUUGUGUUGAAUAAGCUUUAAAGAUAAAAACAGUGCCUCUGUAAAUCAGCACGUUUUCUUGAUGUCUGAAAAUAUGGGAGAAAAUGGACCUGUAUAAUCUAUGAACUGCAUAGGUGCCAAAAAAGAAACAUGAUAGCCAACAAAAACCUCAACAGAAGAAGAGGAAAGGUGGCAAAAAACCAAGCUGCUGCAUCAUAGGUCCAUUCAGGGCAGCAAAGGUUGUCCAGUGUUCUGCUUGUUGACUGGUUUUAUGUACUUUUAAUCUUAUUUGAUAACAUUUAAAUGCUUGAUGUACAUUUAAAAGUCAACCAGCAAUCUGCUGGGAUGGUGAUAUGAUAUAAACUUGUGGGUGACCUGUCCAGGUGUAGCUCUUACAUAAUAAACCACACUGUUCCUGCUUAGGUUUAGACAGGUCAAUAAAACCAAACUAGACCUGGUCAGCCCUGAGGAAGAAAAUAUUUAACUUGUAACACACGUUAAAACAACCAACACUUUUUCUUUUCCCAGUCAAGAUCCACAUUUUUUUUCUCAUUCCUUGAUUUUUGCAUGAGGUUCCUGCUGCUGUUUUCAGAUGAAUAACUAUACUUUAAAAAAGAGCUAUACGAAUUAUACAUAAGGCUGCAUAUCGAGACCACACCAACACACUAUUCAUUAAGUGAAACCUGUUAAAAUUUAUGGAUAUCAUCGAAUACAAAACCGCCCUGAUAAUGUAUAAAGCUAGGUACAAUCAUCUCCCUGGGAAUAUCCAGAAAAUGUUCUUUGACAGAGAGGGUGGGUACAACCUUAGGGGGAAGUUAAAUCUGAAAACUCUGGGUGCCCGAACAACAGUGAAAUCAUUCUGUAUCUCGAUAUGUGGAGUUCAACUUUGGAACAGUAUAGAUGUAGAGAUAAAGCAAUGUUCAAACAUACACAAGUUCAAAAAAAGGUAUAAAAAAUGUAUUAUAAUGAAGUAUAAGGAGGAAGAAUUACAUGAACGGUGAUGUGUUCAAUGACUGUACUGUAUAGACAUCUAUGCAUGUAUGUAUGUAUGCAUGUAUGUAUGUAGGUAUGUAUGUAUGUAAGUAUGUACGUAUGCACGUAUAUGUAACCUAUUAUUGAGAUCACCAAUUUAGUGUACAACCAAGUAAUCCUUGAUACAUAAGUGGUAAAUUAAUUUGUUAAAGUAUACAUAUAGGUAUACAGUAAGACAGUUUGUAAAGCGUUGACGCUGUGUAGUUGACAAAGGGGUAGGAUCACAUAAGUCCUGACUUCACCCUACUCCUUUUGAACAUGAUCAUGAUAUUGGCCGAUUAUUGCCUGUUAGGCUUGUCUUUGAUUUUAUAAAAAUUUGUUUAUUUAUUAUUACUACUAUUAUUUUCUUUUCAUAAAGCCUUGUUUUUUGUUUUGUUUUUUACUUCAUCAUUAUUUUUAUCAUGUUCAAAUAAAGAAAUAAACUAAAUAAAUGAAGAGCUCACCAUCUCUCUGCUGAUGCCUCUACUGAAUCAGUUCCUCAACACAUAAUAAUACCACCGCCUUCUUCUCCUUUUCCUCUGCCAGUAUGAGAAUGCCUUACUCAGAGACUACGUAGAGUGCUGCUCCAACCUGACAUGGUGCACCAACCCUCAGGGCUGCGAUCAGAUCCUCUGUAAGGAGAACAUGGGCAGCAUGGGGACCUGCUCCAAGUGCUGCUGGUCCUCCUGCUUCAGCUGCAACUUCCCAGAGGUCAGAGGUCACCACACACACACACCUGUAUAAAAUUUGUUUCCAACAAAAAACUUAGACCUGGGGGUGCGGGUGGGGGAAUUGAUGUGUCUCUAAGGCUUUAUGUAUUAGCCUUAAAGAAGGAGCAGACAAGUUCCAAACUGAGAAAAAAAAAAGUUCAUGUUAAAAUUGACAACAGUUAUAAACAUUUUUAUUAUCUGAAGACUGAUUGCUGCUCCCAAAAGAGUCUUCAAGCUGUCACCAAGAGCUCCUUCACAAGCUAAAUUAAAGGAGAUAAGCUGCUGUUCUGGUGAUUUUGUUCCUCUGGCCUCAGCAGGUUUCUACCUGGACAGGUGUUAUAUUGUUCUCUGCUUUAUGUCAAUCUAACUCAGUGACAGUGUCUGUCUUCAGGCUCAUUACCCAGCCAGCUGCAGCCACAUGUCUCAGUGGAUGGAUGAUGGAGGCUAUUAUGAAGGGAUGAGCAUGGAGGCUCAGAGCAAACAUCUCGCCAAGCUCAUCUCCAAACGUUGCCCGAGCUGCCAGGCUCAGAUUGAGAAGAACGAAGGCUGUCUGCAGUACGUAUUGUAAUGAUUCCUUCUAAAGAUCUAGAACACAUAACAUGGUGAUUAGGAUGAUGAUGGUGAUGGUGAUGAUGAGGAAGAUUCGUUCAUUCCCCUGUCCUCAGUAUGACCUGUGCCAAGUGUAAUCAUGGUUUCUGCUGGCGUUGUCUGAAACCCUGGAAACCAACGCACAAAGAUUACUACAACUGCUCUGCCAUGGUUGGUUCACACACUGCACAUGAUCAGAGUGGGCGCAUUAACCCACCAUUCAGAGACCAAGAAUAAAGUCCAGUGCGCAGUGAUAGUUAUGAGCAUGAGAUAACAGAAACAGUGUUAUUCAUCUGAUCUUUAUCCGUCUGUAAACUUGUUGCUUUUGCUGCAGGUGAGUAAGGCAGCGCGGCAGGAGAAGAAGUUCCAGGAUUAUAAUGAGAGGUGCACAUUCCACAACCAGGCUAAGGUAUGAUGCCUGUCCACCACAUGACAGAGAGACUUUUAAUCUCAAGCAGCUCCAAUACUGACUUGAAUUAGAUUGGCCACAGCAUGGAAAGGCUUUGUUAGCUUUGGGUGCUGUGCUGGAGAAAUUGUGUAGAUAUAGAAAAUUGGGUUUCCUGACAGGGCGAAACAGGACCUUUACAUGAAGCAUAGGGGUCCUGUUCACUCUUACCUGGGGUAAGAGGAAAAAAUGAUCAAGUACAAUCAGGGGCCGGGCCGUGUGACUCGUUCUGGUUUCUGCCCUAGGAUUUUGCAAUCAACCUGGAGAACAAAGUGUCGUCUAUUAAUGAAGCCCUGCAGAUGAAGUCCUUGACCUUCGUCAUUGAUGCCUGUAAAGUUCUCGCUCAGGCUCGCAAGGUAACCAGCAUCUCUCUUCAUCAUCAUCAGCAUAAUUAUCUUCACCAUCACCAGAGAGUGGUCCUGCUCCCUGUAAUACUGCUGAUCAGACUGUAAUGGCGUUAAUCAUUCCCUGCUCUCUGUCUGCAGGUUCUGGCUUACUCCUGUGUCUACAGCUACUACAACCAGGAGACAGAGAAGAUGGACGUGAUGGAGCAGCAAACCGAGGCUCUGGACCUGCACACCAACGCCCUGCAGAUCUUGUUGGGUGAGACCCAACUUCUUAUCAUUUUGCAUAAGAUCCCAACUGUUUAAAGUGGUCUUUAUUAGUGUGUUAGUCAGAAUGAGCUGGUGUGUUAGCUGGUAUUAACUGGUCUGUUAUCUGGUAUAAACUGGUCUGUAAGCUGGUACUAACUUGUCUGUUAGCUGGUAUUUACUGGUCUGUUGCUGGUAUUAACUGGUCUGUUAUCUGAUAUGAACUGGUGUGUUAUCUGGUUUGAACUGGUCUUUAACUGGUAUUUACUGGCUUAAAGCUGGUAUAAACUGGUAUGAGACCAGUUAACACCAGCUUGAAAACCAGUUAAUACCAGAUAACAGACCAGUUAUUAAGUGGUCUGUUAUCUAGUAUGAAAAUGGUAUUAUAGCUGGUUUUAGCUGGAUGUUAUUUGGUCCUAACUAGUCUUAUAGCUAAUAUAAACUGCUCUGUGAUUUGAAAUUAACUGGCCUGUUUGCUGGUUUAAACUGGUCUUUUAUCUGGUAUUAAUUGUUCCAUUAUCUGAUAUCAACCGAUCUGUUAUCUGGUAUUAACUGGUCCGUUAGCUGGUAUUAGUUGAUCUAACUCUAGCUGGUUUUAACCUACAGACUGUAUAUACUAUGGACAACUUGGUUCCGCCUACCGCCUGUAUACAGAUUUGAAGCCAAAAAGCUCUCGGUAUUUCCGGGAUUUUUCUUUAUUUCCUGAAACAAGCACUGCGCAGUAGCGAUGCGCACAUUCUGGCGUGCAGUUGCCAAGAGGCACUGUGAUGACGCUCGGCUCAAACAGCAUAUCCCCUGGGAGAGCUACGCAAUCCCUGAAUGCCCAUAGGCUGUAUCAAGUGUCAAUCAUAGUAAACAUGAACCCCCUAAUAACUUUUAAAAACGGAGCUGUACAGAAAAAAGAGGACUUGGGCACAAACUAGUCUUACAAUAACUACAUGUCAACAUCACAAGCAGGGGGGAGAAAAAUUUAUGCACUGUGUAAUAAAUAUUUAAAGUUUGUCCACAGUCCCAUAAGCUUUGCUGGCGGGGGCGGGAUUUAUGACCUAUACUGCAGUCCAUCAACAGAGGGUGCUGUUCUCGGAGUGGCUUCACCCAGCAAGGAGGCAGACUCUGUCCGUUCUUUAUACAGUCUAUGUUUUAACCAUAGACUAUGAUUUAAACUGGUCUGUUAGCUGGUUCUAACUGGUCUGUUAUCUUGUAUUAACUGGUCUGUUAUCUGGUAUUAAUUGAUGUAAUUGGUAACAACUGGUCAGUUUUUCUGGUAUUAACUGGUCUUUUAUCUGGUAUUGACCGGUGUGUUAUCUGGAGAUAACUGGUAUUACCUGGUCUGUUAUCUGGUGUGAACUUGUCUGUUAGCUGGUAUUGACUGGUCUGUUAUCUGGUAGUUACUGUUCUGUUACCUGGUAUUGACUGCUCUGUUACCUGGUUUUGACUGGUCUGUUAUCUGGUAUUUACUGGUCUGUUACCUGGUAUUAUCUGGUCUGUUGACUGGUCUUGUGUGUGCUCUUAGAGGAGACUCUGCUGCAGUGCACUGAUCUUGCUUCAUGCGUCAGGCUGCUGAAGCCUGAACACCUCAACACUGGACUGGAACUGAUCCGACGUAUUCAAGAGCGCCUGCUAGCGAUCCUGCAGCACUCCACCCAGGUAAGCAGUGUCAAGGAUGGGCUUAAACCAGCAUGAGUCUCAGGUGUGUUGAGUCAUUUAAUUAAUUAAUUAUUAUAAAUAAACACAUACCCUCCGCUCACUCUGCUCUUCACCGUGACAGAUGCACACACUGUGCUGUGGAGAGCGCUCAGUCUGUCCCUCUGAAAACAAACUGCUGUUUCCUGUUCAAUGUUGCCCUCUGCUGUUGUUUUAGUGUGGCUGUUUGGACACAUUUUUUGAUGACAUUACCAUGCUGGUUUACAUUGGUCUGAUGUUGUACAAUCAGAUCAGAUACAGGGAUACAAUAAGAGUGAGCUCAGGUAAAAACAGGACCCCUAAAAUUAGAAUGAAAUUAAAGCUGUAUGCAGUAUCAAAUGGGUCCUCACACCUCUGCACACGAGCAUGACUGUGUUUGGCAAAAAAAUAAACAAAAAGUAUAUCCAGCUAUUUCAGGGAAUUAUUGAUAAGUUUAUGCAGGGCAAAGAAGACCAGGGUAGUAAGAAUUUUGUCAGCUUUGAAAUGUCCCUGUGUGAACACAAACCAAUUUUAGGUUAAUUUGAAACUUUUGAACAAACUGGUUCAUGAUUCAGAUUCAGAGCAAAUGAACUACAUACAGGUGUGAAAACAACCUGAAUCUGACCCGGAACAAGCCUGACGUCAGUCCAAAGUGACUUUAACUCUGUUCAACCAGUAUCAAACUAGUUUCAGCUAAGUCAGUAAACAGAGUUAACUUUUGAAACAGAGUUCAAACUUACUCGAUUUAGAACAGUCUGAAAUAGGUGUACUGCCAGUGUAAACUCAGUCUGAACAAUAUUCAUGUUUGAAACUGUGUGAACCACCUCAGAGUACUUCAGCUCCAAUUUGACACCAUUCUGUAUUUCUGUCUUUAAGGACUUCCGGGUUGGCUAUCAGUCCAAGAGCAGCCAGGAACCAGAGUCUAGUCAGGCCUCCAACUUGUCCAACCACACCGAUGGCAACAAAGUGUGAGUAUGGUGACAGAUUACCUUAGUCGUACUCAGGGGAAGUCAAGAAUCCCUGUUUCUGUAGGAGGGGAUAAUAGUGCAGUGCCGAUCCUCAAAGUGUCUCAGACUGGUUUCUACUCAUUCUUUAGGUCAAAGUCUGACAGAGCCUCAGACUCUGGAGACUCAGAUAACAACAACAACACCGGGGAGGAGGGCGGUGAAGACGCGGAAGAAGAAGACGACGAGUACGAUGAAGAGUACGUACCAGAGUGGCACGAGGACUAUGACGAAGACGACAUUGAAGAGGACGACUUCUUCUCUGACGACGACGAGUCUGAGAACCUUGAACGGGACUUCAACCCGUUUGACUGAGGUACUAACAGAAACCUCCCUGAGAGGAGGGAGGAGAGAGGGGGAAGAGUCAGAUCCUGCCAUAGCCCCACCCAUCCACCUGAGAGCAUCAGGAAGGACGGGUCAGAGACAAUCCAAGGGACAUCCUCCUUUAUCUGAACCCCAGCCCCCUCAAACACCACUGCACUCGCUUUCUUUGUUCCUGUAUUUGACCUUCUUUGUUUCAUUGGAUCAACAUUCAGAGGGAAAGGAGGUUUCCUCAAAAGUUCUGAGUUUAAGAGUGUAGUGCAGAGGGAAAUAAAUCAGACAUCCAGGAGGAAAGUCUGACUGUAGUCUUCAAACAGUGAGAAUAUUUUUGAAUAAAAGAAGAUGUGACAGUUGUGUCAGAGAUGAUUUUUCACUCAGUAUUGAGAGAACUGGUUUUAAACCACUUAUUUCAGUAAAUAAAGUAAAAUUAUUAUAAAAAGACCUGAUCUGAAACUAAGUCAAGUUCAAGGCCAACCAAAAAACACUUAAGCUCAAGUUUGACACAAUCCUGAAACCAAGUAAAUUCCUCACACUGUCAAAAGACAGUUAUAAACCAGCUCACACACAGUUAGUGACCUGUCUGAAUUUAGUCCAAAACCACCUUGAAGUCUAACUUGAACUAGUCCUAACCCAGAUUAAAUGGGUAUGAAGCGCCUGUAACCUAGUCCAAAAAUUUGGCUUUGACCUUUUUGGCUUUAAGGUGAGGCAAUCAGUCCUAUAUUAUUUUAAAAUCAGUCAAACCACUGUGUGAGACCUGCUUCAGACGGGGCUAAGGACACUUUAAUUCCUAAGUUUGAGACCCGGCUGAUCCCUGUUAAACCUCUAGGUUCCUUUAAAAAGUUACCUUAAAGACCCACUCCGAUGAAAAUCAUAUUUUUUUGUUGUCUACAUGUUUAUAUGUCAUUUUUCUGAAUUUUCAGGAAAUAUUAUGUGAAAAGUAAGAGCAAAUUGGCAUUUUUGAGUAUUUGUUCAAAUCACUGUGAUUCUCUGGCAGACCCAAACGGCCGGUUCACACACAGUGAGAUUUUCUAUGUCACAACUGCAAGCUCCACCCCCAGAGACCCGCUCUGCAGGCCAGACCCUGAGAAGUAGAGAGGACAAGAGCAGAACAAGUGUGCACUUUAGUGGAUUACAAUGCUCAUAAGAAAGCCAAUUAUGAUAUUACCUUUCAUCAUGUCCCCAAAGACAUUUGUGUUCGAGAGCUCAAUAGCUCCUAUGUUACCUGCCACUUCUAACACACCGACAAUGUUAUGCUGCAAGCUAGCGUGAAGAGGAGUGUGCAGAACUGCGCUGUCUCUGCCCAUGGCUCAGAGGUGAAUUGCUACUGAGCUACUGGAGCUCUGCAGAAGAAAAGCCCUUAGAAAUGACACAGGUGAUGUGAUUUUGGCUAAAAACUUCAUAAUCACAAUUUAACAACCACUGAGAACACUUUAAGUAGUGAAAAAAAAUGUUUGGAGUGGGACUUAAAUGGCUAAAGAUUUCCAUCUCCUAACUGCUCUAAAAAUAUUAUACAUCAAUAUUUUUUCCACUUUUUUGAUAAUAUCUGUUAAUCAUCCUCAGUCCUUGUCAUAGCCACCAAAUAAUUAUUGAUUUUUAGAAUUUUAACCCUUCAAAUACCAGUUUGAUUAUAUGACAUCACUUUUACUUUUAAUAGGGGAUAAAAAUACCAAGUUAUUUUCCAUUUAUUAGAUGCUGGGCAGGAUUUUUUUUUUAAUGACAGUCUGUGAUAUGUUAAUGAUUAGCUAGAACAUUGUUUUUUAUGCAUUAUUUUUUUAUGCACUGUCAGAUUUAAAAAAAGUUAGACUGAAAAUAGUUCAUUGAAACCUAUGAGCCUACUACCUUAUCUGGGUUGUCCACUUUCCUCGCCCCACAGGCUGAGUGUGUUUUCUCCUCUGGAUCUGUAAACACCUACCAGAAUCAAGAGCUCAAUGUAGGCAGAAACAUCAGUGGCCUCCUCCAUUGACCGUCUCCCCUGAAGAUUUGUCAUUUUCACAAUGAUGCGAAUAUUAAGUAUCAUCUGUGAUGAGGAGAUCAAAGCUUGAUUACAUGCUCUAAAUCCUGGCAAUGGCAUGGCAUGUUGGUUCCUUGGUGACAGUAGAUGCACACACACACAUACACACUCAUUGAAAGACCCACAUGCAUACACACACACACACAUCAAAAUCCAAACAAUGCUGUGUAAUAGGAUUCAAUGGACAUUUUUCAAUCUAAUAUUGCACAAAAAAUAAUGUAUCGAAACCAAUGUUGUUGCUGAUCAAUAACAUAUCACAAUAAAUUCCAAAUUCCCCUUAUUGCAUAAAAAAGAACAGUGGCAUUUAAAGGGUUAAAAUUCUGAAAAUGAAUGAAUAUUUGAUAGAUAUGAACAGGACUGGAGUUGAUGAAAAAUUUAAGAAAAAAAGUGUAAACAAGUAUUAAUGUACAAUAUUUUUAGAGCAGUUUUAGGAGUUAAAUAUUUUGUCCAUCUAAGGUCCUUAUCAUAUAGUGUUUUUGCCACACAGUGAAUAUUGACCUGAUAUUCUAGUGUGAGGUCACAUUUUAAAAUUUGGAAAGAAAAAACCACCCUGAAAAAAAAUCAUUCCAUUUGCAAUAAAACAGCCAAAAUGAUCAACAAAUGAAAAGUAAAGAGUCAGCAAAAAUGGACAUAAAUGUCCCAAGAGCCCCAGAGGGUUAAUGGUAUUUAAAUGUCAAAAUAUAGUGUCAAGUAAAUAAGUUCAAAAUCUACAUCUUUUUAAAGUGAUUCUGAUUUGAUAAUCCUGACUUAAAUCUCAGAACUUUUUUUUUUUCUUCCUCCAGGCUCGGCCUGGUUCUGGAUUUGGCUGGUUCUGGUGUGUUUUCUGUCCGACAGCAAUGAAGGAUCUCUUAGUUUGAACAAAAUCUUUGUGUUUCUGUUUCCAGUUGCUGCUUUUGGAUUUCCAGAGUCAAGUUUAAAAACAGGAAAAAGGGAUUCGUCAAAAAGAGACUGUUAGUUUACAUCCUGUUCUCCUUGUUAGCUGUUGAGAAUUACCCAUUUGUCUCAUCACAUGUUCUGCCUUGAUUUAUGUUGGCAAUGGGGGCUGCCUUUAUUUGAGACUAAAAAAGAAAUAGAAAACAUUAAAAUGCAUAACUUCUUCUAUUUUAUGUUGUUUUUUUUUGUUUUGUUUUGUUUUUUCUUUUAUGUAGAGUUGGAUGUUUCUAUGCAUCUAAAGAGAGAUUUGGAGGUUUCAGCUUGAGCAGAGAGUCUGUAGGAGCUGUGAAGUCUGAAGUAUCACUGCAAUAACUGAUCGAUUGAUUAGCAGCUCACUGUCACUUGAGUAACCGAGCAAAGACGCUGACCCCUGCUCUGUUUUCAGUCUUUAAAAAGGACGCUUUUAGGGUCAGAUUUUUGAGUUUAUUGUUAAAAAGUUGCGCUUCGCAGGAGUCAGGGGAUGUCUGAAAUUCCAGCUCCCUGUUUUGCUGUAAUUUUUGAGAGAUCCUGUAUUCAUAAUGUUGAUGUUCUAUAAUGUUCUUUCUCGUUCCUUUGCUGGAGUCGAGCGACUUCAGCCAGCAAACUAAAUAAAAGCUUUUUUUUUUUUGCUUUGCUGCAGGAAGACUGAUUUCACGCUGAAAUAAAACACUUAACCAUAACC
Molecule: messenger RNA, 59368 nt
Organism: Xyrichtys novacula (pearly razorfish)
Lineage: Eukaryota; Metazoa; Chordata; Actinopteri; Labriformes; Labridae
Source: the annotation of a GenBank genome assembly